This is a messenger RNA of Pungitius pungitius (ninespine stickleback), 83549 nucleotides long. RefSeq names its product titin, tandem duplicate 2 (gene ttn.2). Bases 153 to 82583 code for a protein of 27476 amino acids. Gene Ontology annotation, molecular function: protein binding; ATP binding; protein kinase activity. The record is from RefSeq and is a predicted model, not a curated record. Gene Ontology annotation, biological process: protein phosphorylation. Lineage: Eukaryota; Metazoa; Chordata; Actinopteri; Perciformes; Gasterosteidae. The transcript has 220 exons.
GCCUCGGCUGGAGGAACUGCUGUGAGGAGGAGAAGAACAGAAGUACGGUUCUUUUCUUCUUCUGGACCUUUUGGACUAAGCUCUGUGGAUAACAAGACUUGAGGGCCAGAGGAGACUGAAGGCAUCCUUGUGCAGACAAGGUGCCGACCAACAUGUCAACACGGGCGCCGACGUUCACGCAGCCGCUGCAGAGCGUCGUGGCACUAGAGGGUAGUGCCGCGACGUUCGAGGCUCAAGUUAGUGGUUCUCCACUUCCUGAGGUGAGCUGGUUUCGUGAUGGCCAGGUUCUUUCCGCCGCAGCUUUACCCGGCAUUCAGAUCUCGUUCAGCGAAGGCCGCGCUGUCCUGAGGAUCCCCGCUGUGACCGCCGCACACAGUGGGAGGUUCUCAGUCAGAGCCACCAACGGCGCUGGACAAGCCACGAGCACCGCCGAGCUCCUGGUCACAGCUGAGACAGCCCCUCCAAACUUCCUCCAGAGACUGCAGAGCGCCACAGUGAGACAGGGCAGCCAGGUGAAGCUGGACGUCCGGGUCUCCGGCAUCCCGACCCCUGUGGUGAAGUUCUACCGAGAGGGAGCCGAGAUCCAGAGCUCGGCCGACUUCGGGAUCCUCCAGGAGGGAGACCUGUACAGCCUGCUGAUUGCCGAAGCCUUCCCAGAGGAUUCUGGGACGUAUUCUGUGACCGCCACCAACAGCAGUGGACGCGCUACCUCCACCUCAGAGCUGCUGGUUCAGGGUGAAGAAGCCGUUCCAAUGAAGAAAACCAAGACCAUCGUCUCCUCCUCCCAGACGUCCUCCUCCCAGACAGGAGUGCAGAGGGUGGAGUCCAGCUUCCAGGCCUCCGCCAUGAUGGAGAUGCACGUGGAAGGAGGAAUGAUGACUCAGCACUUUGCUCACAAAACUCCCCCUCGGGUUCCGCCGAAGCCCGCCUCCAAAUCCCCUUCCUCCUCUGUUUCCAAGGGGACGGGAGGACGGCAGCAGUCGCCUUCACCGGUCCGCCACGUGAAGGGGCCGACGCCCGCCCCCGUCAGACCCGUUUCACCCAUAAGCAGACUAUCUGUCUCCCCCAUCAGACCAGUGAAGUCUCCCCUCAUGACCAGGAAACAGCUCUCCGCGUCUGCAGAGGUCCUCCCUCCAUGGAAGCAGGGGGGCUUUGUGUCCGAGGCCAGCUAUGCCAGUAUGACCAGUAUGACCAGUGUGAGCAGUGUGAGCAGCGCCUCCCAGCUCCACAUGGAGAAGCACUGGGAGCAGCAGGUCAGCGCCACCAGAGAGGCCGAGGGGGGGGCGAGAGCCGAGGCGGUGGCCACGGUGUUGGCCGCCGUAGACCUGGCUCGGGUCCUCCGGCCUGUGCAGGCAGAGGGCUGCGCUGCCGAAGGGGAGGAGGAAUUAGCCGUAGAGGCACAGCGGCAGGAAGAGGAAAACCGUGUCGCGUUGGAGCCGCUUCCUGCCGAGCCGCUGGCAGUUGUCACUUUACUUACCUCUGAGCAGCAGAAGCUCCGGGUCCCUCAGAUUCAGACGUCCAGCGGGGCCGCGUCUGCAGCUCCACAUUUCACAGUCUCUAAAGUUUCUGUCCCUAAACGUGAGCUGGGCCACGAGGUCUCCAUCGCCGGCUCUGCUAUUGCCGCUCUGCACAAAGAGCUGUCCUCCUCCUCCUCCUCCUCCGCCGCUCACAGAAAGAUCAUCAAGCCCGUCAAGUCUCCCAGUCCGUCUCGCAGGGCAGGAGCGCGCUCAACGUCGGAGGUCCUCCCACCGCCAUUCAGAGACAACCGUUUGUCUGAGUCCCGAGUGGGCGGAGCUUACGCAGCAAGUGAGGAGGAGUUUGAGGACUGGGAGCCUCAGGAGGCCGCUGCUGUUCCCACCAGAACUCAGGAGACCCUUGUUCCUCCCACUCUUAUUGUUGGUUUAAAGAACACAAACGUGACGGAGGGCGAGUCGGUGACCCUGGAAUGUCAGAUCAGCGGACACCCUGAGCCUGCCAUCAUGUGGUUCAGAGAGGAUUACAAGAUCGAGAGCUCCAUUGACUUCCAAAUCAGCUACGUGAGCGGAUUCGCCCGGCUGGUGAUCCGCGAGGCCUUCGCCGAAGACAGCGGACGCUUCACCUGCACUGCCACUAGCGAGGCGGGAACCGUCAGUACCUCCUGCUACCUGCUGGUCAAAGUGUCAGAGGAGAUCGAGAGCAGAGAGGAGACGACCGUCGUCACUGAGGCCGCAGUCGCUCAGGAGAAGAGCGUUAUGAUUGAGUCAAAGGAGCACCGGGUGGAGGUGGAGGAAGUGAGCUCGGGAGAGUCUGCCGCUCCGUUCUUCCUCAGGAAGCCUACCCCCCAGAAACUGGUGGAGGGAGGAGGCGUCUUCUUCGAGUGCCAGGUGGGAGGAAGCCCCAGACCUCACGUCAUGUGGAAGAAGAGCGGCAUACCGCUGACCACCGGAUACAGAUACAAAGUGUCCUACAAGAAGGAGACCGGAGAAUGUAAGUUGGAGAUCUCCAUGACAUUUGCUGAUGAUGCUGGAGAAUACUCCAUCUUUGUGAAGAACCCCCACGGGGAGGCCUCGGCCUCCGCCCGCCUGCUGGAGGAAGAGGAAUAUGAAGCCUACAUGAAGCAACAUGACGUGACGUAUAAAACCGAAGUGACGACCUCGGUGGUGCGAGAGCCCUCUGUGGUCGUGAGUCAGUACCAGCUGGAGCAGAGGAGGGCCACGACCCCCAUGAGCGUAGUCUCAGAAACGGAAUUUAUCAUUUCAGCAUUUGAAGAGCGGAUCAUCCAAGAGGUGGAGCUCCGCAUCAUGAUGAUUAGCUACAGGAAGCUGGUGGUGGAGGACGGAGAGCUGGCGGUUACCGUGGCGGAGGUGGAGGCGGUGCAGCCGGCCUUCGAAACACCAGUCAAAAACUACAGAAUCAUGGACGGGAUGGGCGUCACUUUCCACUGCAAGAUGAGUGGAAACCCUCUGCCGAAGAUUGCUUGGUACAAAGACGGCCAGCGCAUCAGAGCCGGCGACCGCUACCAGAUGGAGGUCCUUCAGGAUGGACGAGCCAGCCUCCGCCUGCCUGUGGUGCUGCCAGAGGAUGAGGGCGUGUACACCGCCUUGGCCACCAACAUGAAGGGAAAUGCCGUCAGCUCCGGGAAGCUCUACGUGGAGCCGUCCGGUGCCGUGAUUCCUCAGCGAUACACACCGCAGCCGGCAAUGCAAAGGAUCAGAUCCACAUCUCCUCGCUCUCUGAGCCGCUCACCUGGACGCUCCUCCAGUCGUUCCCCCGGACGUUCUCCGGCCCGCCGACUGGAAGAGACUGAUGAGGCUCAACUGGAAAGACUCUACAAACCCGUGUUUGUCCUGAAACCUUCUUCAAUUAAAUGCUCCGAGGGGCAAACCGCCAGAUUCGACUUGAAGGUUGUUGGCAGACCGAUGCCUGACACAUAUUGGUUCCAUAAUGGACAACAAGUGGUCAAUGACUACACACACAAGAUUGUGGUCAAAGAGGACGGCACCCAGUCCCUGAUCAUCGUCCCCGCCCUGCCACAAGACUCCGGAGAGUGGACGGUCAUCGCUCAGAACCGAGCCGGACGGACGUCGGUCUCUGUAACUCUUACCGUUGAUGCUCGAGAAAGCCUGACGCGCCCGCAGUUCAUUGAGAAGCUGAAGAACAUCAGUGUGAAGCAGGGCACUCUGGUGGAACUGGCUGUCAGAGCCAUUGGAAACCCGCUUCCUGACAUUGUGUGGCUGAAAAACAGUGAUAUCAUUUCCCCACACAAGCACCCACACAUCAAGAUUGACGGAACAAAAGGAGAGGCCAAAUUCCAGAUCCCAUCUUCUUCAGGCUCAGACAGUGCCUGGUACACUGCAACAGCCAUCAACAAGGCCGGCAGAGACACCACUCGCUGCAGAGUCAACGUUGAGGUGGACUUUGCUGCUCCUCACACAGAGAGGAAGCUCAUCAUCACCAAAGGAACUUACAAAGCCAAGGACAUCGCCCCCCCCGAGCUGGAGCCCCUUCAUCUGCGCUACGGCCAGGACCAGUGGGAGGAGGGCGACCUCUAUGACAAAGAGAAGCAGCAGAAACCACAGUUCAGGAAGAAGCUGACCUCUAUCAGAAUGAAGCGUUGUGGUCCGGCUCACUUCGAGUGCAGACUGACCCCAAUCGGUGACCCCACCAUGGUGGUGGAGUGGCUGCACGAUGGAAAACCCCUGGAAGCCGCCAACAGGCUGCGCAUGGUCAAUGAAUUUGGCUACUGCAGCCUCGACUAUGAAGCUGCUUACGCCAGAGACAGCGGCGUUGUUACCUGCAGAGCCACCAACAAGUACGGAGUCGACCAGACCUCGGCCACCCUGGUGGUCAAGGACGAGAAGGGUCUCGUCGAGGAGACGCAGCUUCCCGAAGGCAGGAAGGGAGCACACCGGAUGGACGAGAUUGAACGCAUUGCUCACGAGGGUGGACCUUCGGGAGUCACCACUGACGACGAAUUUGAGAAGACCAAACCCGACAUCGUCCUCCGUCCCGAACCAGCCAGAGUCCUGGAAGGCAACAUUGCGCGAUUCCGCUGCAGAGUGACCGGCUAUCCGGCCCCCAAGGUUAACUGGUACCUCAACGGACAACUGAUCCGCAAGAGCAAGAGAUACAGACUGCGCUACGACGGAAUCUACUACCUGGAGAUCGUUGACGUCAAGUCUUACGACUCCGGAGAAGUCAGGCUGGUUGCAGACAAUCCGCUGGGCACCACCGAGCACACCGUGAAGCUGGAGAUCCAACAAAAGGAGGACUUCAGAUGCGUGCUGCGUCGUGCUCCGGACCAGAAGGCCGUAGAGGCUUCGCAUGACCCCGGCAAAGUCGGAUUUGACGUGGUGAAGGUCGACGUGGCAGGCGAGUCUGCGCAGGACCGAGAGGUUGUCAAGCUGCGCAAAACACAGAGAGUCGUUCACGAGAAGACCUCAGAGGAGUCAGACGAACUGAAGGGCAAGUUCAAGCGCAGGACCGAGGAAGGUUUCUACGAGUCCAUCUCUGCCGUGGAGUUGAGGUCCCGCAAGAGGGAUGACUCCUAUGAGGAUCUGCUGAAGAAGACUAAGGACGAUCUGCUCCAUCGCUUGAAAGAGAAAGAAGAAGCUGAAAGAAAAAAGAUGGAGGAAGAAGGAAAGCUCACCAUCCCUACAAUCAAACCGGAAAGGGUCCAGCUCUCUGCAAGCAUGGAAGCACCCAGGAUCCUGGAACGCAUCACAAGCAAGACCGUCACUCCGCUGGACGAGGUUCACUUCAGGGUCAGAGUCGUCGGCAGACCAGAGCCAGAGUGCCAGUGGUUCAAAAACGGCGUUCUGGUGGAAAAGUCUGACCGCGUGUACUGGUACUGGCCUGAGGAUCACGUGUGUGAACUGGUGAUCAGAGAUGUGACGGCAGAGGACUCUGCUAGCAUCAUGGUGAAGGCCGUGAAUGUCGCCGGGGAGGCCUCCAGCCACGCCUUUCUGCUCGUGCAAGCCAAGACAGCGAUCAGCUUUAUCCAAAACCUGACGGAUGUCAGUGCAAAUGAGAAGGACACCAUUGUGACCUUUGAGUGUGAAACCAACGAACCUUUCGUCAAAGUUAAAUGGCUCAAGAACAACGCGGGGAUCUUCUCUGGAGACAAAUACAGAAUGCACUCGGACAGAAAGGUCCACUUCCUGUCUGUGCUGGCGAUUGAAAUGAGGGACGCCGCCGAGUACUCCUGCGUGAUCGUAGACGACGAGAGCAUCAGGACGAGUGCCAGGCUCCACGUGGAAGGUGCUGCCCUAGAUCUCAUCAAACACAUGGAGAACAUUGAGGUGCCGGAGACGUACACUGGAGAGUUUGAGGUUGAACUGUCCCGCGAGGACGCCGAGGGCAGCUGGUUCUUUGGAGACAAGGAGCUUUCUCCCAGCAGUAAAUAUGUCAUGUCCUCCCGCCGAGGAAGACACUCCCUGUCCGUCAAGGACGUCAGGAAAGGAGACCAGGGGAAAUACACCUUUGUAUGUGGCGACCUGAAGACCAGUGCCUCGCUGAAGAUGAAACUGCGCUCGGUGACCCUGAUGCAGCCCUUGGCCGACCUCACGAUCUGCGAGGGGGACAUCGCUCAGCUGGAGGUCCGGUUCUCCCAGGAGAACGUUGAGGGAACCUGGAUGAAGAACAGUCAGGCCGUCUCCGCCUCCGACCGCGUCCACAUCGUGAUCGACAAGCAGGUCCACAAGCUGCUGGUAGAGAAUGUCACCAAAGAGGAUGCUGCUUCGUACUCUUUCGUGGUUCCCGCCCAAGACAUCUCCACCACGGGCAAACUCAGUGUUCAAACCAUCGAGAUUGUGGUGCCACUGAAGGACGUGUCCUCCAUCGAAGGCACCAAGGCGGUUCUAGAGGCCAAGAUCUCGGCUCAGGACAUCAGCUCCGUCAAAUGGUACCACGACGACAAACCGCUGAUGCCCAGCGACAGGAUUCAAAUGGUAGCGAAGGGAGCCAAGCAGCGUCUGGUCUUCACCCGGACCUUUGCCUCCGAUGAAGGACGCUACAAACUGGUGGUUGGAAAGGUCGACACCAGCUGCAGCCUGACUGUGGAACAGGUACACAUUGUGAAGUACAUGGAGAACAAAGUGUGCUCAGAGUCCCAGAACGUCACCUUCAACGUUGAAGUGUCCCACCCGGGCAUCGACCCGGUCUGGACCUUCAGGAACCUACAGCUCAAACCUGGAGCCAAAUACAAGAUGGAGACCAAGGGAAAACUUCACUCCCUUAUGGUCAUUGACGCCAUGAAGGAUGAGGAGGGACAGUACAUGUUCCACGCCGGUGAAAAGACGUCGAGUGCCACUCUCACUGUCUCCGGUGGUGCCAUCACUCGGCCCCUGCAGGACGUGACGGUAGCCGAGUCUCAGACGGCUGAGCUCGAGUGCCAAGUGGCCAACGCCAACGCCGAGGGAAAGUGGCUGAAAGACGGUCAGCAGGUGGACUUCAACGAGAACGUGGUGAGCGAGGCGGUCGGGGCCGUCAGGCGCCUCGUCAUCGUCAUCACCAGGCCGCAGGAUAUCGGAGAGUACACCUACCAGGUGGCCAGCUCCAAGACCAGCGCCCACCUCAGGGUGGAGGCGGUGAAAAUCAAGAAAACUCUGAGGAACCAGACGGUGACGGAGACCCAGGAGGCGGUGUUCACGCUGGAGCUCACACACCUGGACGUGAAGGGAUCACAGUGGAUCAAGAACGGCGUGGAGCUGCGGAACAGCGACAAGUACCAGAUCACCUCUGAGGGCACGGUGCAGACUCUGACGGUGAGGAACUGCGACACGCACGACGAGUCUGUCUACUCCUUCAAGCUGGGGAAGCUGUCGGCCAACGCCCGGCUCAACGUUGAAACCAUCAAAAUCAUCAAGAAGAUAAAGGACGCCUCGUCGCUGUUGGACGGCACUGCCUCCUUCGAGAUGAGCUUGUCGCACGACGACAUUCCCGUCAGGUGGAUAUUCAAAGGGGCGGAGCUCAAGUCCAGCGCCAAUUGCAAGAUCCUGUCGGAACGGAAGGCUCACAAGCUGAUCCUGCAGAACGUGGACGCAGGCAGCGCGGGGGAGUACAGCGCCGUGGUGGGACACCUGCAGUGCAGCGCCAUGCUCACCGUGGAGGCCCUACGGGUCACCAAACCGCUGAAGAGCGUCCAGCUCCCAGAGACCCAGGUGGCCACGUUGGAGUGCGAGGUUUCUCACUUUAAUGUACCGUCCACCUGGCUGAAAGACGGUGUGCAGAUCGAGAUGAGCGAGAAGUUCAGGAUCGUAGUUCAGGGGAAACUUCACCAGCUGAAGAUCAUGAACACCAGCAGGGACGACUCUGCAGAGUACACCUUCGUCUGUGGGAACGACCGAGUGUCAGCAACGCUCACCGUCAGCCCCGUACUCAUCACCUCAAUGCUGAAGGACCUGAACGCUCAGGAGAGAGACACCAUCACCUUCGAGGUCACCGUGAACUACGAGGGCCUCACCUACAAGUGGCUGAAGAACGGCGUGGAGGUCAAGUCCUCCGACAGGUGUCAGGUCCGCAGCCGCCAGCUUACGCACACGCUCAGCAUCCGGAACGUCCACUUUGGGGACGGAGGGGAGUACCAGUUUGUGGCCGGGUCCGCCGCCUCUGCCGCCAACCUCUUUGUGGAAGCUCGUCUGAUUGAAUUCACCAAGAAGAUCAAAGACAUAAAGAUCACAGAGAAGAAGAAGGCCAUCUUUGAGUGUGAGAUCUCCGAGCCCAACACUCAGGUGAUGUGGAUGAAGGACGGCCAGGAGCUGGACGUGUCCGGGGAGAGGUACACGGUGACGGCAGAGAAGUUUGCCCACCGCCUGAUGAUCCAGACGGUCCGCCUCUCCGAUGCCGGCGAGUACUCAGUGGUGGCCGGCUCCAGCGCCUCCAAGGCCCAGCUCACCGUGGAGGGCCGCGACGUCCGCAUCGCCGAGCCCGCCGAGCGGGAGCUCCAGGUUCUGGAGAAACACCGGGCUACCCUGGAGUUCGAGGUGAACGAGGACGAGGUGGAGGGCCGCUGGCUGAGGAACGGGGUGGAGAUCCAGUUCUCGGCGGAGGAGAGGUUCAACUACGUCACCAUCCGGAAGCUGCACCGCCUCACCAUCUCCGAGACCUACCGGAGUGACGCCGGCGAGUACACCUUCAUCGCCGGCAAGAACCGAAGCACCGUGAACCUCCGGGUCAACAUCCCGGAGCCUCCUCAGAUCCUCCGUCACAUGGAGCCUCAGGCAGUGGAGGCCGGUAAACCCGCCCGCUUCUCGGUUCGGGUGGACGGCGUCCCGCGGCCUCAGGUUUCCUGGUACAAGAACCAGCAAGCCUUGACUCCAGGCUUCAAGUGCAAGUUCCUUCAGGAGGGCGAGGAGCACCAGCUGCUGCUGAUUGAGGUCUUCCCCGAGGACGCCGCCGUGUACCACUGUGAAGCCAAGAACGAGUACGGCGCCGCCUCCAGCACUGCAGCGCUCCACGUAGAAGUGUCCGAGGUGGUCUCUCCGGAUUCGGCUGCCACCGUUGCACCUCCCGUCGUCACGACUCCCAUUGCGAGCACUUCCGCUCGGGAGGGAGAGGCGGCUCGGUUCCAGUGCAGAGUCCGAGGAGACGAUGUGAAGAUCAGCUGGUUCCACAAGGAGAAGGAGAUCAAGCAGUCCGACUUCUUCCGGAUGUCUCAGUUUGUCGACAGCUGCCAGCUGGAGAUCUCCCGGGUUUACCCCGAGGACGAGGGCGAGUACGCCUGCGUGGCCACCAACAGCGCCGGGACGGUGUCCUGCUCUGCCACGCUCAGCCUGGACGUGACUCACGUCAGAGAUGACAUUGAAGCAAAGAUCGAGCAAGAAGUCAAAGUGCCCCCCGUCUUCAGGCAGAAAAUCAUCCCUCUGGAGAUAAACAUCGGCGGUCACGCCAAGUUCGAGUGUGAAAUCGAGGAGGCUCCGAGUGUGACCUUCAAAUGGUAUAAGUCCGGCAUCGAGAUUAAGCAGAGCGAGAAGUUCAGGAUUCUCAGCCGCCACACCAGUUCCUCCUUGGAGGUCCUUAACCCGAUCAAAGCCGACAGCAGCGAAUACAGCUGCAAGGCUACAAACCAACACGGCACUGACAGCUGCACCGCCAUGCUCAUCGUCACUGAAAUGUACCCGCCGGUAUUUGUAUCAAACCCAGACCCAAUGACUUUAUACGUGGGCAAACCAGCCAUGUUGCAGUGCUCACUCACUGGAUCCUCUCCUAUGGAAGUUGUCUGGCACAAGGACAACAUAGCCAUCUCCUCCGGCGGGAACUAUGACAUGAAAUGUGAAAAGAACAAGUACUCCCUUCUCAUUAAAAGUCUUGAUCUGACUGAUCAGGGAGCGUACCUGUGCAAGGCAUCCAACAGCGUUGGCACUGCUACCUUUAGCACAGAGCUCAAGGUUAUCAACAAGCCCAGCUUUGUUAAGACCGUUGGGCCGGUGUCAGCCGCCAUCAACGACCCUCUGAGGCUGGAGGCCCAGGUGGACGAGGACACUGGUGUGACCAUCACCUGGACCAGGGAUGGCAAAAAAGUCCACCAGAGCAUGGAUUGCAAGCUGUCCUUUGAGGACAAGGUGGCUGUUGUUGACAUUCCUAAGUCCAAGCUGAAGGACUCUGGGAAAUAUGUGUGCACAGCCACGAAUGAGGCCGGGAGCUCGUGCUGUGAGGCCGUGGUAACUGUUCAAGAACCGCCUGAGUUUGUGCUGAAACUCCCUGCCGUUAAGUUUGUGAAGCAGGGAGAGUUGCUCCGGCUGGAGUGCAAAGCCAGUGGCACUGCCCCUCUGAAGGUGACCUGGUACAAACAGGACACAAAGAUCACGGACGGGCUCAACUACAGGACAUCCUUUGUUGACUCAGUAGCAGUCUUGGAACUGCUCUCUGCCCACUUUGAAGAUGAGGGAGUUUACACGUGUGAAGCUCAGAACGAUGCUGGCAGUGUCAGCUGCAGCAGCACACUUACUGUUAAAGACCCUCCAUCUUUUGUCAAAGUACCUCAGCCGAUUGAAGGGCUGAAGGGUAAGGACGUGAGUCUGUAUUGCGAGAUGAGCGGUACAGCUCCGUUCCAGAUCAGCUGGUUCAAAGACAGCAAACCUCUGAUGGAAAGCAGGAAGUGUAAGAUGGUGAGCGAGGGGAGCUCGGCCACGCUGUAUGUCAUUGGGAUAGAGUCCUCAGAUGCCGGCGAGUACGAGUGCAAAGUGUCAAACAGUGUAGGAAGUGACACCUGCAAGACUUCAGUUAGACUCAGAGAGCCGCCAUCGUUUGUGAAGAAACUGUCAAACAUGACGGUGAUACUGGGGGAGGAGGUGACCCUUGUGGCCACUGUUAAAGGCUCUGAACCCAUUACUGUGUCCUGGGUUCAAGACACGGAUCACAUUCUCAGGGACGGUGACAACAGGAAAAUCACCUUUGAGAACAACAUGGUGGCUCUUAAAGUCUUUAAGGCUGAUGCAACCACGGCAGGCAAAUACACCUGCCAACUCAGAAACGAUGCUGGGAGUGUGGAAUGUUUCGCUAACUUGACUGUUCUAGAACCCGCCAAGAUAGUUGACAAGCCUGACGCACUGAGUGUGAUGGCGGGCGACAUGGCCGCCCUGGAGGUCAAAGUGUGUGGAACCCCCGAGCUGACGCCCAAGUGGUUCAAGGACGGUGUCGAGCUGGCAUCAGGGAGGAAAUACAAAAUCUCAUUUUCUCAGAUGAUUUCCAGCCUGAACGUUCUUUCCGCUGAGAAAGUGGACUCAGGAGAAUAUACAUUUGAAGUCAUGAACGAGGUCGGGAAGGACUUGAGUAAAAUUAAUCUCACAGUUUUAGAUAAGAUCGUACCUCCAACCUUCUCCAGGAAAUUGAAGGAUUGCAACACAGUCGUUGGAGCGGUGGGAGAGAUGGAGUGCAAGGUAUCGGGCUCUCCGCCUUUCACCGUCUCGUGGUACCACGACGGGGAGGAGAUACAGAGCGGACCCAACUACGACAUCGCCUUUAGCAACAACAGCUGCACGCUCAGAGUGUCCAUGCUGAAGCUGUCCGACUGCGGAGUUUACAAAUGCAGAGCCAUCAACAAGGCGGGAUCCAGUGACACCAGCGCCACCUUGGUCGUAAAAGAACCCCCGUCCUUCGUGGUGCCUCCUCAGCCGGUGGAGGCCAUGCCCGGCACCAAUGUGACCUUCUCUGCCAUGGUGAAAGGCAGCGCCCCCCUCAGGCUCAAGUGGUUCAGAGGAGCCAAGGAGAUUCAGUCUGGACAAGGCUGCGAGUUCUCUCUGAAGGACAACCAGGUCCUGCUAGAGCUCUACGCCGUGGACAGAUCCCUCGCCGGAGAGUACACCUGUCAGAUCAUCAACGACGCGGGGAAGGAGAGCUGCCCCGUCAAUCUCACCGUCAAAGAGCCGGCGGCCUUCUUGAAGAGGCUGAAGGACGUCUCGGUGGAGAAGGGCAAACCCCUGACCUUGGAGUGCUCGUACACGGGGACUCCUAAAAUUACUGUGACGUGGUUCAAAGACGGACAGCAGGUGUUCGCGUCCUACAAGUACAACGUCACCACCACAGAGAGCUCCUGCAUCCUGGAGUGUCUGAGCACCGACGACAGAGAGGCGGCGGGGAGGUUCUCCUGCGAGGUGUCCAACGACGCCGGGAAGGACACGUGUUACGCAGCCGUGUCCGUGCUCGAGCCCCCGUAUUUCGCAGAGCCUCUGGAGUCCAUGGAGGUGACGUCCGGGGACGCCGUGUGUCUCAAGUGUCAGGUGGCGGGCACACCUGAGAUCAAGGUGUCCUGGUUCAAGGCCGACGGAAAAGUCCGGUCCAGCGCCACCUGUAAGCUGGAGUACGUGAAGGGCGUGGCCUGUUUGAAGCUCAGCAAGGCCACCAAGGCCGACAUCGGAGAGUACACCUGCAAAGCAGAGAACCAGAUAGGCUGCACCUCCUCCACCUGCAAACUCAACGUUAUGGAGGCCAAAACGCCUCCGUCCUUCCCAAAGAAGAUCACCAGCCUGCAGCAGACUCAGGGGCAGCCAGUCCGCUUCGAGUGCCGCGUCGCCGGCUCCUCCCCCUUGGAGGUGUCCUGGCUGAAGGACGGCGAGCCCCUGAGUCCGGGGGCGGAGCUCUCCAUGCUAUACGACGACAACACCGCCGUGCUGGAGAUCAGCUGCGGGGAGGCCAGGCACUCUGGGGAGUACACCUGCGUGGCCACCAACGGCGUGGGCUCGGCAUCAUGCAGAGCCAAGCUCACUCUGCAAGAACCAAGGUACCCUCCGGUCUUUGACAGGAAGUUGUCCCCUCAGGACGUGACGGUGGGUGACAGCGUUGAGCUGGACUGUCACAUGAGCGGCUCUGCCCCCAUCAAAGUCACAUGGUCCAAAGACCACAAGGACAUUCGCACUGGGGGCAACUACAAGAUGAGCUGUGUGGAGAACACGGCCCACCUCUCCAUCCUGAAGGCCGAUAAAGGCGACACGGGGCGAUACUUCUGCCACGCCUCCAACGACGUGGGCAAGGACUCCUGCUCCUCGGAAGUCACCGUCAAAGAGCGUAAAAACCCUCCCGUGUUCACCAAGAAGCCCUCGGCCACCAUGGAGGACAGGGAGGGCCAGCUGGUGAAGAUGGAGGGCCGCCUUAGCGGCUCGCAGCCCCUCACCGUCAGCUGGUUCAAAGACGACGCCGAGAUCCACAGCUCCGACAGAUACGACGUGAGCUUCAAGAGCAACGUGGCAGUGCUGUGCAUCAAGAACAGCCGCGUGGCAGACAGCGGCAGGUACAGCUGCCACGCCUCCAACGAGGCGGGGAGCGCCUCCUGUGACGUCACCGUGGGGAUCUCAGAAGCCAGGAAACCUCCGGUGUUCGACGCCCCCCUCAAGCCGCUGACGGUGGACCAGGGCGAGAAGCUGAGUCUCAGGUGUCACGUCUGCGGCUCUGCUCCGCUGAAGAUCCAGUGGAUGAAGGACAGGAAGGACCUGACCUCGACCGGCAGCACCAGGAUCAGCUUCUCCGACGGGACAGCCUGUCUGGAGAUCAACCCGACAUCCCUUCACGACGCCGGAGAUUAUCUCUGCAAGGCCACCAACGAUGCCGGCAGCGAGUUCUGCAAGGCCAAAGUCACGGUGAAAGAGACACCAGGAGCAGCUCCGUCUCCUGCUGAAGCUCCGGCCGCUGCUCCAACCAAGAAACUGGAAAACCUCUUCUUCAUCCAGGAGCCCGGAACCGCACACGUCACCGAGAAAGCCGUCGCCACCUUCAUCGCCAAAGUGGGCGGCGACCCGAUCCCCAACGUGAAGUGGAUGAAGGGGAAGUGGAGGCAGAUCACGCACGGCGGGCGCAUCUCCAUCGAGCAGAAGGGCCAGGAGGCCAAGCUGCAGAUCCGGGAGGUCACCAAGUCCGACUCUGGUCAGUACCGGUGCGUCGCCUCCAACAAGCACGGUGAGAUCGAGUGCAGCGCCGACAUGCACGUGGACGAAAAGAAAGGCGCGGCGCAGCUGGAGGGCGACCUGCGGGCCAAGCUGAAGAAGACGCCUUCGAAGCAGAAAAGUCCGCAGGAGGAGAAGGACAUCGACAUUGUGGAGCUGCUCAGGAACGUGGACCCCAAAGAGUACGAGAAGUACGCCCGGAUGUACGGCAUCACGGACUACAGAGGCCUGCUGCAGGCCAUCGAGCAGUUGAAGAAGGAGAAGGCGGAAGAAAGUGGAAGACCGGAAGUGGAACGUGGAGACAGAGAGUCUGAUGAGGACAUGGCCCGACUGGUGGCCGACCUGCAGAAGAGGAUGGAGCGCACCGAGCCCGUUACCGUGGUGAAGGACAUCUCCGACAUGGCCGUCGCCACCGACAAAGAGGCGGUGUUUGAGUGCGAGCUGAAGAUCAACUACCCGGAGAUCAUCCUGUCCUGGUACAAGGGCACCCAGAAGCUGGAAAGCAGCAACAAGUACAACAUCAGCAUUAGCGGAGACCGCCACCUGCUGACGAUCAAGAGCUGCCAGUCUGCUGACCAGGGCAACUACCGGGUGGUCUGUGGGCCGCACAUCUCCAGCGCCAAGCUCACCGUCAUGGAGGUGGAGAAGCAUCUGCAGGACACAUCGGGUAAGGAAGGCCAGCCGUGCUGUCUGUCUUGUCAGUUGUCCGUCCCAAACGUAGAGGCUCAGUGGUUUAAGAACGGCGAGCGCUUAGAGAUGAAGGGCAGGUACUCAUCAGAGACCAAGCACAAGGUUCAGAAGCUGCUGAUCCGAGACCUCAGGACUGAAGACCAGGGCAGGUACACCUGCCGGUACCAGAACCUGGAGUCUUCUGCGGACCUGUGGGUGGAAGCCGAACAAAUUCAUUUCACCAAACGCAUCCACAACAUCGAAGUCAACGAGCGCCAGUCGGCCAGCUUCGAGUGCGAGGUGUCCUUCGACAACGCGAUUGUUUCGUGGUACAAAGACACCUGGGAGCUGAGCGAGAGCCCCAAGUACAACUUCACGAGCGAGGGACGAAGACAUUUCAUGGUCAUCCAAAACGUGACCAUCGAAGACGAAGGCGUGUACUCAGUGAUUGUGCGGUUGGAGCCCAGAGGAGAGGCUAAGAGCACAGCUGAGCUUUAUUUGUCUGGCAAAGAAAUUGAAUUAGCAAUGGUGCCCUCUGAUGUCCCAGACUCCUCAGUUCAGAGGCCUGAAGUUCAUUCAUCAGUGACAAUUCAAGAAUCAGCUGAAUAUUCGUAUCACUACGAAGAAGAAGUGGAGCAGACAGUGGAGUUUGAGAGCUGGACCGAAGAGACGGGGACACAGCAGGUGUCCUCAGCUGCAGUUGCCAGAGUUGCUGUUGAGGAGAAAGUGGAGACCACGACAGUUGAAACGAGAGAGGAAGCCCCAACAAAAGUUCUCCAAGCCAAGAGAAAGCCGGAAGAGAAGCCGACAGCUGAUGCCAAGGAGCCGUCGGCCCCCAAAGCAGCGGAGGCCAGAAAGCCAGUGGAGGAGAAGGUCCCUGCCGCUGUAGUCGCAGAGAAGAAGGUUCCUGCUCUAAAAGAAUCAGAGGAGGUAAAGGAAGCUGCCGCUGCCCCCCCGCCGCCUGCCGAGAAACCCGGAUAUCCCAAGAAAGAUGAGCCCAAGCCUCCGGUACCAGGCAAACCAAAAAGAGUGGCGCCUGCAUUUAAGCCGGAGCCUGAACCCGGAGCGAAGCCGCUCACUCCUGCAUCCAAAGUCCCAGAGAAGCCAACUAAACUACAGCCGCCAAAGGUCCAGCCUGAAGCGGCAGUAAAAAUGCCAGAACCAGAGGUUCGACAAACUAAACCAGAAAAACUGGUAGUUGGUACAUCUGAGCCUCCUGUAACGAAGCCAGGACCUUCUGCCAUGAAGACAGAACUUCCACUUGAACCUGAAGUGACAGUGCCAAAACCAGAACCUCCAAAGAGAAAACCAGAAGCAAAGGAACAUCUUGAGAAAGUUCCGGUUGAGGAGAAACCACCGGAGCCCAAGAAAACCACCAAGAAACCAGAAGCGUCCGCUGUUCCUCCUGCAGAAGAACCCAGACGAAAAGAAGCAGAAGUCAAGGCCUCUUUGCCCCCUGAGACAGUGGAGAGAGAGAAAGCUCCUGUGAAGGAGAAGAAGUCUCCACCACAACUUAAAGAAGCCCUGGUGGAGCCAGUUGCUCCUCCAGAAGCUGUAAAUGUCCAAGAAGCUGCCAAAAGGUCAGAGGUCACAGACCAAACCAAGAAGAUGGAGAAGAGUCCGCAAGCGGCAGCAAAGCCAGUGGCCGAGCCGAAGCCUCUCGUGCAGGCCGAAGAACCGUCCAGAAAGGUGGAGCAAGUAAAACCGAUCGCGGUGAAGAAGAAAACUCCUGAAACAGAUGAAACCAAAGGACCGGUCCAAGCGCCAGGAGGAGUCAAGAAAGAAAUUCUUCUGCACAAAAAAGGUAAAGUUCAAACGGAAGAGGAGGGAACGUUUGAGAUUCCCACUUUGAAGAAAAUCCCGACGAGGAUUAAGGAAGUGGAAGAGGAGCAAGAGAUUAUCAAACUGAAGAAGAUCCCGUCGGUUGCAGCCAAAGUGACCGAAGAAGAGGAGAAACCUCAGAAGGUCACUAAGACUGCGGUCUUUGACCUGGAGGAGGUGGUGCACAGAGAGGAGGGUGUUGAGAUGUCCGACGCCACCCGGAGGCCUGCGGAGGAGAGGACACCUCGAGACAAAGCCGACGUGGUGAAAAAGCCUGAAACCGUGACGCCCAAAGAGCAGGAACAGAAAGAAGCUCCUAAAGAUGCAUGGACACGCCAGAAACCCAUUCCACGAGACGAGACACCACAAGAUAAGGUCUCGCUGAAGAAAACUCCCAAGGCACCAAAGGAAGAAGAACCUGCUCCGCCAAGCGCAGCCACAAAGAAAGUGAAGAAAGUGCCUGCAGAUGAGGCGGAACCAGAGGUAGUCAAACUAAAGCCAUUUGUAAAGCCUGCUAAACCAGCAGAGGGGGCUCCGAAGGACAAGAAGGAGAGGCCGGACAGGGACACAGAACCUUUCCAGAAGCUUGAGAGGAUUCCCAAAGAGGUGGAAGCCAAAGAACCUCCAAAGAAACCAGAGAAAGCUCCACCAGAGGUAAAGGAGCCAAUAGCAAAAGUGCAAAAGCCAGAAGAUAAAAAGCAGACUCCAGAGAAGGAGCCUGAGGAGGUUGACGGGCGCACCAAGGUGAAGAAACUCCCAACACAGGAACAAGAAAUAGAGAGCGUGAAGCUGAAACCCUUUUCCAGGCCUUCCAAAGAGGCAGCAGAGCCUGAGAAGAAACCAGCCGAGGAGAAACAGAAGAAGCCAGAAGAUAAACUGCAGAGACGGAGGACAAGUCCAGAGGAUAAACCAAAGGAGGAAGAGCCAGACGCUGUGCCAAAGAAACCGGAGAUCCCAGAAGCUCCAGAGAAGAAGACUGAGGCGGCUCCAGCAGAGAAGGUUGUCAAGAAACCAGAAACGGUUCCAGAGGAGCCCAAACCUCUGCAGCUCAAGAAGCGAGUCACACCCAAAGUCAAAGAGGAGAAGGAAGAAGUGACUCCAAAGCCUCUGGCGCAGCUCAAGAAGGUUGAGCUGAGAAAGACUCCAUCUCCAAAAGUUGAGAAGCUUAAAGAAGCAGUCCCCGUUGAGAAGAUGCCAGGUGUUGAUAAACUUAAAAGGAUUCCUAAAACGGUUGAAGUGGAAGCCGCAACUCUCAAAAAGGUCCCAAGGAAGCCGUCGCCUGAGGAGGCCAAGGAACCAGCGAGGCCUGAAAAAGAGAGGGUACCUCUGACCAAGGAGGUCUCUCCUGGAGCCGUGCAGAUGAAGAAGAUCGCCACCCAGCCAGAGGAGGAGGUGUUCGAAGAGGAGGCCGAGGAGGAGGCGGAGCAGGAGGAGGAUGAGGCCUGGGGCUGGGAGCUGGUUCCUCGCGACAGUUACGGCUCUGAAGACUGGGAGGGCGAAGGAGAAGAAGCUUCUCUGGAGGUUCCAGGGGUCACCAGGAGAGAGGGGCAACCAGCAGAAGAAGCAGGAAGAGGAAGAGGAAGAGGGCUGAAACCCAAGCAGACCCCCUCCCCCGGAGAGGGCCGAGGCCGUGGUCUGAGGCCUGGAGGAAAAGGCCCGUCGCCGCCGGAGGAACCCUUCGCCGGAUUCAAACUGAAAGCUGUCCCCCUGAAGUUCAUCAAGAAGCUCCAGGACAUCGUGCUGAAGGAGGCUGAGUCCAUCGGCUCGGCCGCCGUGUUCGAGUGCGAGGUCUCGCCCUCCACCGCCAUCACCACCUGGAUGAAAGACGGCAGCAACCUGCGCGAGAGCCCCAAGCACAAAUUCACCUCCGACGGCAAAGACCGAAAGUUGAACAUCAUCGACGUGCAGCUGUCCGACACCGGCGAAUACACCUGUAUCGCCAAGAACGCCGGCAAGGAGAUAUCCUGCACAGCCAAGCUCAUCGUAGAAGAGCUGCCUGUGAAGUGGAUCAAAGAGCUGGAGGAGGAGACGUCCGCCCUCAAGGGUCAGCCUUUGUAUCUGACCUGUGAGCUGAACAAGGAGAGAGACGUCACCUGGAAGAGGGACGGGAAGGUCCUGAAGAAACAGGCCGGCAAGAUCCAGAUCAACAUCAUUGGCAUGCAGCACGCUGUGACCAUCCAGAACUCCAGCGAGGCCGAGACCGGGCUGUACACGUGUGAAGUGGCCAACCAGGAGGAGGUCAAGACCUCGACUAACGUCAAAAUCAUUGAAAUCAUCAAGGAUUGGAUCGUGAAACCACUGAGAGACCAGCAUGUGAAACCAAAGACUGCAGCUACGUUUAAAUGCGAGCUCUUCAAGGAGACCCCCAACUGGAAGUGGCUGAAAGGAGAGACGGAGCUCACACCUUCCGACAAGGUGGAGAUCAAGAAGGAUGGAAAGGAGCUGACACUCACCAUCAAGAACUGUCAGCCUGACGACGUAGCAGAAUACGCCAUGGAGGUGGAAGGACGCGUGUACACGGCCAAGCUAACACUUGGAGAGCGCGAGGCUGAGAUCCUGAAGCCCCUGACCAGCGUAGAGGUGGUGGAGAAGGAAGAUGCCGUGUUUGAGACGGAGAUCUCGGAGGAGGACGUUGCAGGAGAAUGGAAGCUCAAAGGAGAGGUUUUGACCAGAUCCCUGAUGUGCGACAUCCUAAUGGAGGGUGGUGUGCGGAGACUCACUCUGAAGAGCUGCCAGGUGGACCAGGCUGGAGAGGUGUCCUACCAGGCUCUCAAUGCCAUCACCAGCUCAAUGCUCAACGUCAAAGCCCGAGUGAUCGUCCUGACGAGACCCCUGGACGACGCCACCGUGACUGCCGGGGAGACCGCCACCUUCCAGUGCGAGCUGUCCUACGAGGGCAUCGCCGUCGAUUGGUUCCUGGGGGACCGCAAGCUGGAGCCCAGCGACAGAGUGGUGCUGAAGGCGGAGGAUAAGGUCCAUAGUUUGACUCUGAGGGACGUCCAGCUGAAUGAAGCCGGACAAGUGAGACUCACGGCCAAAGACUUCCAGACGGAGGCCAACCUCUUCGUCAAAGAGCCGGCGGUUGAGUUCUCCAAGCCUCUGGAGGACCAGACGGUGGAGGAGGAAGCCACCGCCACGCUAGAGUGUGAAGUCUCCAGAGAGAACGCAGAGGUCCAAUGGUUCAGGGACGGACAAGAGAUCAGGAAGACCAAGAAGUACGAGAUGAUCGUAGACGGGCGCAAGAGGGCGCUGCUGGUCCACGACUGCUCUCCGGACGACUCAAAGACCUACACCUGUGACGCCAAAAGCUUCAAGACCUCCUGCUUCCUCAACGUGGAACCGCCACACAUCGAGUUCUCCAAGCCGCUCCACGAUGUGGAGGUGAAGGAAAAAGAAUCUGCCAGGUUUGAAUGUGAAGUUUCCAGAGAGGACGUCAAGGUCCGCUGGUUCAAAGACGGAAGUGAGAUCAGGAAGGGGAAGAAGUACGAGAUCGUAGCUCAAGGUCGCCAACACGUCCUCGUGGUCCACAAGUCGGUGUUUGACGACGAGGCCGAGUACGAGUGUGACGCCAAGACCUCCAAGUCCUCAGGGAUGCUAACGGUUGUCGAGGAGGAGACCCGGUUCACCAAGAACCUGUCCAAUGUGGAGGCCACGGAGACCGACAGCGUGAAGCUGAUCUGCGAGGUGUCCAAGCCCGGAGCCGAGGUCACAUGGUACCGGGGGGAGGAGGAACUGCCGGAGGGGGGGCGCUACGAGCACAUGGUGGACGGGAGGAGGAGGAUCCUCCUGGUCCAGGACCUGAAGACGAGCGACGUCGGAGAGUACACCUGCAGGCUGAGCUCUGGCGCCAAGACCUCCGGGAGCCUCAAGAUCAACGAGAUGGCCGCUGAGUUCAUCUCCAGGCCUCAGAACCAGGAGGUGGUGGAGGGCGAGAAGGCCGAGUUCACCUGCUGCGUCUCCAAGGAUACGUACCAGGUGACGUGGCUGAAGGGCGACCAGGAGCUGGAGGCGGGAGACAAACACCAGACACUGAGCGACGGCAAGAGACGCACGCUGGUCAUCACGGCCUGCGAGCCCGGGGAUGAGGGCGGCUACGUGGUGACGAUCGGCGCCACCAGGGCCAGCGCCGACCUCACCGUGCUCAAGAAGCUCAAGGUCAUCACGCCGCUGAAGGACACAGAGGCCAAAGAAGGUCAGGAGGUGGUCCUCAACUGCGAGGUGAACUCGGAUGGAGCGAAGGCCAAGUGGCUGAAGAACGACGAGACGAUAUUUGAAAGCAGCAAGUACCUGAUGGUCCAGAGGGACAACGUCUUCUCCUUGAGGAUCAAAGACGCCCAGAAGGGAGAUGAGUCCAACUACAGUGUUGUGCUGACCAAUCAGAGAGCAGAGCAGGCCAAGAGCUCCUGCAACGUCAGCGUCAAAGAGGAGAGUCUGAGGAUUCUGGUUCCCCUGGAAGACGUCGACACGCAGGAGAAGAAGACCAUCAGCUUCUCGUGCAAGGUUAACCGGCCCAACGCCACUCUCAAGUGGAUGAAGGCCGGCGAGGAGGUCGUCUUCAGCAAGCGCGUGGUCUACAGGGUGGACAAAGACAAGCACACGCUGACCGUCAAGGACUGCACGCUGGCGGACGAGGGCGAGUACACCGCCGUGGCUGGAGACAGCAAGUCCACCGCCGAGCUGAUUAUCAGCGAGGCGCCCACCGACUUCAGCGCGCAGCUCAAGGACCAGACCAUCACCGAGUUCGAGGACGCGGAGUUCACCUGCAAGCUCACCAAAGAGAAGGCUGACGCCAAAUGGUACAGGAACGGACGCGAGAUCAGAGAAGGACCGAGAUACACGUUUGUAAAAGAUGGAAAGUUCUGCACCUUGCGCAUCAAGGAGUGCAGACCCGACGAUGAGUGUGAAUAUGCCUGUGGUGUGGACGAGAAGAGAACCAGAGCCAGGCUCUUUGUCGACGAGACCGCGGUGGAGAUCGUCAGACCUCCUCAGGAUGCGUUCGAGGCUCCGGGCUCCGACGUCCUGUUCGAGGUGGAGCUCAACAAGGACCGGGUAGAGGUGAAGUGGUUGAGGAACAACAUGACGGUGGUGCAGGGAGACAAAUACCAGAUGGUGAGCGAGGGGAAAGUCCACAGGCUGCAGGUCUGUGAGAUCCGACCUCGGGAUCAGGGAGAGUACAGAGUCGUCGUCAAGGACAAAGACGCCAAAGCCAAGCUGGAGCUGGCAGCUGUGCCUCAGAUAAAGACCACGGACCAGAGCUACGUCACUGACGUCAGGAAGCCCAUCGUAAUGUCCGUCCCCUACAGCGCCUACCCGAAGGCCGAGGCCGACUGGCUGUAUGACAACCUGACUCUGCCCAAAGACGGCAUCCACACGUCCGCCGACCGCACAGAGUACCGUCUGAAGGAGCCCCUGAAGUCUGACGAGGGCCGCUACAAGAUCAUCAUCAAGAACCGACACGGCGAGGGAGAAGCCUUCAUCAACCUGGAGGUCAUCGACGUACCCGGACCCGUGAAGAACCUGCAGGUGGUGGACACCGCCGACGGCGAGGUCAGCCUGGCGUGGGAGGAGCCAGAGAGCGACGGCGGCAGUAAGGUGCUGGCUUACGUGGUGGAGAGGCGCGACAUGAAGCGGAAGACCUGGACGCUGGCCACCGACCACGCCGAAAGUCCCGAGUACACAGUGACCGGCCUCCACAGGGACCCUAUGUACCUGUUCAGGGUCUGCGCCAGGAACCGGGUCGGCAGCGGACCCAACGUAGAGACCGAUAAGCCCGUACAGGCCAGGAACAAGUUCGAUGUUCCCGAAGCUCCUCUGAACGUGAUCGUGGGAAACGUCACCAAGUUCGGCUGCACAGUCUCCUGGGAGCCCCCCGAGUCCGACGGAGGCUCCCCCAUCACCUCCUACGUCAUCGAGCUUCGCGACAGGACGUCGGUGAAGUGGACGCCGGUGCAGGUGACCAAAGCUGACGAUCUGAGCGCCGUCGUCAACGACGUCAUCGAAAACAAAGAGUACAUCUUCAGAGUCAAAGCGCAGAACAAAGCCGGAGAAGGGAAGCCCAGCGCCGCCUCGCGGCCCGUCAAGAUCAUGGAUCCCAUCGAGCGUCCCAGUCCCCCUCAGAACCUGGUCCAUCAGGACCAGAACAAGAGCUCCGUGCAGCUCAGCUGGGAGACUCCUCUGACCAACGGAGGCAGCAUGAUCACCGGAUACAUCAUCCAACGCUGCGAGGAAGGCACCGACAAGUGGCUCCGCUGCAAUGCUCGCCUCUGCCCCGACCUCUUCUACAAGGUGUCUGGUCUGCAAUAUGGAACCAAGUACAACUACAAGGUGUUUGCUGAAAACGCCGCCGGAGUCUCUGAUCCAUCGAACCUCAUCGGCCCCCUGCUGGCCGACGACCCACACGUGGGUCCGUCCUUCGACCUGAGUGCCUUCAAAGACGGCCUAGAGGUGAUCGUCCCUCAGCCUCUCACCAUCAGGGUCCCCAUCACCGGGUACCCGACCCCCGUCGCCAAGUGGACCUUCGGGGAGAAGGAGCUGACCACGGCGGACGAACGCGUCGCCAUGACGACCAAGUCCACGUUUGUGGAAUUGGUCGUUAGACCGAGCGUCCGCCCGGACAAAGGCACUUACACCCUGCAGCUGGAGAACGACGUCCUGUCCGUCUCCGGAGACAUCGAAGUCAACGUCAUCGCGGCGCCCAGCGCUCCUAAGGACUUCAAGGUCCUGGAGGUGACACGGCAACACGUCCACCUGAGCUGGGAGGCCCCAGAGCACGACGGAGGAAGCCCUCUGACUGGCUACCAGGUGGAGAAACGGGACUUGUCUCGCAAGACCUGGGUCAAGGUGACCGCAGGUAUCCAGGAUCAGGAGUACACCGUCACAGACGUGGUUGAAGGGAAGGAGUAUCUGUUCAGAGUCACCGCCUGCAACAAGUGUGGCCCCGGAGAGCCGGCGUACAUCGACGAGCCCGUCAACGUCUCCUCGCCUGCCACCAUCCCCGACCCCCCAGAGAACCUGAGGUGGAGGGACAAGUCGGCCAGCAGCAUCUUCCUGACCUGGGAGCCGCCGAAGUACGAUGGCGGCUCCGGCAUCCGCGGCUACAACGUGGAGCGCUGCCAGAGAGGAACGGACAAGUGGGAGCCCUGCGGGGACACAGUGCCGGAGCUCAAGUGCCAGGUGACGGGUCUGGUGGAGGGCCAGUGGUACGCCUACAGAGUCCGAGCCCUGAACCGGCUCGGAGCCGGCCGGCCCUGCAAGGCCACCGACGAGAUCCAGGCCGUCGAUCCCAAAGAGCCUCCGGAGAUCCAGCUGGACGCUAAACUCCUGGCCGGCCUCACCGCCAAGGCCGGCAGUAAGAUCGAGCUCCCCGCCGAGGUGACGGGGAAACCCGAGCCCCGGGUCAAAUGGACCAAGGCCGACCUGGUUCUCAAACCGGACGACAGAGUGUCCUUCGACACCAAGACGGGACACUCCACCGUCACCAUCGCCAAGACCAAGAGAGACGACAGCUCCACCUACAUCAUCGAGGCCACCAACAGCAGCGGCCGCGCCACCGCCACCGUCGAUGUCAACAUCCUCGAUAAACCCGGCCCUCCGGCUGCUUUCGACAUCUCCGACAUCACCAACGAGACUUGCUUCCUGGCCUGGAACCCUCCGCGUGACGACGGAGGCUCCAGAGUCACCAACUACAUCGUGGAGCGCCGAGCCGCCGACAGCGAGAUCUGGCACCGGCUGUCCUCCACCAUCAAACUGACCACCUACACAGCCGUGGACCUGGUCAAGUUCAAGGAGUACGUCUUCAGAGUCUUCGCUGAGAACCAGUUCGGUGUCGGCCCGCCCGCUGAGCACCUACCCAUCAUCGCCAGAUACCCCUUCGACACGCCUGGAGCUCCUUACAAGCUGGAGGCUUCGGACAUCGCCAAGGACUCUGUGACUCUGGCCUGGUACGAGCCUGAUGAGGACGGAGGAAGCCCCAUCACCGGGUACUGGGUGGAGAGACAUGAACCCGACCACGACAAGUGGAUCAGAUGCAACAAACUGCCCAUCAAAGACACCAACUACAGAGUCAAAGGUCUUCCCACCAGGAAGAAGUACAAGUUCAGAGUCCUGGCCGAGAAUCUGGCUGGAACUGGAAAACCCAGCAAGGAGACGGACCAGAUCCUCAUCAAAGACCCAAUCGAUCCUCCAUGGCCUCCCGGCAAACCCGCGGUGAAGGAUGUGGCUAAGACCUCCUGCUUCCUGACGUGGACCAAACCGGAGCACGACGGCGGAGCGAAGAUCGACAGCUACGUCAUUGAGAUGCUGAAGAGCGGAACCACGGACUGGAUCCGCCUGGCGGAGAACAUCAAUAUUCUGGAGCAUUUCCUGAAGGGCCUGAUGGAGAAGCAGGAGUACUCGUUCAGGGUGCGAGCCCUCAACGUGGCCGGAGAGAGCGAACCCAGCGAGCCCAGCGACCCGGUGCUCUGCAAAGAGAGACUCAACCCUCCGACGGCUCCCCGCUUCCUGGAGGUCGUCAGCAUCAGCAGGAACAGCGCCGACUUGAAGUGGACGCUGCCGGAGCGUGACGGCGGCUCGCCCAUCACCAACUACGUGGUGGAGAAGCGCGACGCCAGGCGCAAAGGCUGGCAGGCCGUGGACACCACGGUGAAGGAGCUGAAGUACACGGUGACGCCGCUCAACGAGGGCUCGCUCUACGUGUUCCGCGUGGCCGCCGAGAACGCCGUCGGCGUCGGGCCGUUCUGCGAGCUGGCCGACUCGGUUCUGGCCAAAGACUCUUUCUCUGCUCCGGGGCCGCCGUACGCCCUCGCUGUCACUGCUGUGACCAAGAGAUACGUGGACCUGCAGUGGGAGGAGCCUAAAAACGAUGGUGGCAGACCCAUCCUCAAGUAUUCCCUCGAGAAGAUGGAGAAGCUUGGAACCCGCUGGGUGAAAUGUGGAAAGACCUCGGGUCCGGACUGUAAGUACCGAGUGACCGACGUCAUCGAGGGCACCGAGGUUCAGUUCCAGGUCAGCGCCGAGAACGAAGCGGGCGUCGGCCACCCCAGCGAGCCCACCGAGAUCCUCGCCAUCGAGGACCCAACAGGCAUCCCAUCGCCGCCCGUCGAGCUGCACGUGACAGGCGCCAGCCGGGACUUCGUGUCCAUUGCCUGGAAGCCGCCGCAGAGGGACGGCGGCUGCCCCAUCAGCGGGUACCACGUGGAGAUGUGCGCGGCCGGGACGGAGAAGUGGAUGCGUGUCAACUCCCGUCCGGUGAAGGACCUGAAGUACCGCGUGGACGAAGGCGUGGUCCCCGAGAAGGAGUACAUCCUGAGAGUGAGGGCCAUCAACUCCGUGGGGGUCAGCGAGCCCUCCGACAUCUCCGAGAACGUCUUCGCCAAAGAGUCCGACUGUAACCCCACGCUGGACUUCCAGACUCUGGACCUGGUUGUCGUGGAAACGGAGAAGCUGCACAUCCCGGUUCCCUUCAGGGCGGUGCCGUCGCCCAGGAUCACCUGGCACAAAGACGGCAAGGAGCUGAAGGCCGACGAGCGCCUCUGCUUCAGGAAGGAGUACAUUUCCUGUCACCUGGAGAUUGACAGCAGCCUUCACGCUGAUGCCGGACAGUACAAAGUGACACUGGAGAACAAACUGGGAGCAGCCAGCGCCGCCAUCAACGUCAAAGUCAUCGGGCUUCCUGGUCCAUGUAAGGAGAUCCUUGCCUCCGAGAUCACAAAGAGCUCCUGUAAACUGUCCUGGGACCCUCCGGACUACGACGGCGGCAGCCCGGUCGUCCACUACGUCCUGCAGCGCCGGGAGGCCGGCAGGAGGACGUACGUCAACAUGAUGUCCGGAGAGAAGAAGGUGAGCUGGAAUGUCAAAGACCUGAUCCCCAACGGAGAGUACUACUUCAGAGUCCAGGCCGUCAACAAGAUCGGGGGAGGAGAGUUCAUCGAGCUCCGUAACCCGGUCAUCGCCGAGGACCAGAAACACGCUCCCGACCCACCGGUGGACGUGGAGACCCACAACCCCACGUCCAGCACCGUCACCCUGACCUGGAAGCCUCCCAUGUACGACGGCGGCGCCAAGAUCAUGGGCUACGUCCUGGAGAAGCAGCAGAAGGGCGAGGACAAGUGGGAGAGGUGCAACGACUUCCUGGUGCCCGUCCUGUCCUACACCGUCAGAAGGCUGACAGAGGGCAAGAGCUACGCCUUCAGAGUCAGUGCGGAAAACGCCGCCGGGGUCAGCGAGCCUUCGCGCGGCACGCCGUUCGUCAAAGCAUCGGACGCCAUCGAUCCUCCCAAGGUGUUCCUGAGCGGAAGCUUGCAGUCCGGCCUCAGCGUGAAACGAGGCUGCGAGAUCCGCCUGGAUGCCAACAUCUCCGGCUCGCCGUACCCUGAGAUCACCUGGUACUGGAACAACCAGGUGAUCCGGCCCGAGGCGCUGCGCAAGAGGCCCGAGAAACCCCUGAAGAAGAAGGUGGAGAAGAAGGAGGAGGUUAAGAAAGAGGAGGGAGAGGCCGAGAAGAAAGAGGAGAAGGAAGGAGAGGUCAAAGAAGGAGAAGAAAAGAAGGAAGCAGAGGUGAAGGAAGCAGAGGUGAAGGAAGCAGAGGUGAAGGAAGGAGAGGUGAAGGAAGCAGAGGUGAAGGAAGCAGAGGUCAAGGAAGCAGAGGAGAAGAAGGAGGAGACAGCAGAGCCUGAGAUGGAGGAGACAGACUACCCAACAAUAAAUGAGCGUCUGGCCAUUGACAACCGCCACAGGGGCUCCUCCUCCAUCGCCAUCAGCGACUCGCUGCGCGUCGACCACGGUGUCUACAUGGUGAAGGUGGAGAACGACCACGGCAGCGCCUCGGCCACCUGCGAGGUCAACGUGCUCGAUACUCCCGGCCCUCCGGUGAACUUCACCUUCGAGGAGGUGAGGAAGAACUCUGUGAUCUGCAGGUGGAGUCCUCCUCUGGACGACGGAGGCAGCGAGAUCCUCAACUACACUCUGGAGAAGAAGGACAACUCCAAGCUGGAGAUCGGGUGGAGCUGCGUCACCUCCACGCUGAGGGGAUGCCGCUACCUGGUGCCCAAACUCAUUGAGAAGAAGGAGUACAUCUUCAGGGUGGUGGCUGAGAACAAGUUCGGCGCCGGUCCACACUGUGUCUCCACAGCUCUCAUCGCCAAGAAUCCUUUCGAACCUCCUGAGGCUCCUGAAAAGCCGGAGAUCAAUGACAUCACGGCCAACAGCAUGCUGGUCACCUGGAACAUGCCCAAUGACAACGGCAGCCCCAUCCUGGGGUACUGGGUGGAGCGCCGCGAGAUCAACAGCUCUCACUGGGCGCGCGUCAACAGGAACAUGGUCUCCGACACCCAGCUGAACGUGGAAGGUCUGCUGGAGGGCUUCACUUACAUCUUCAGGGUGGCGGCUGAAAACCAGGCUGGCCCCGGAAAGUUCAGCGGUCCCUCCGAACCCAAGACGGCCCAAGCUCCGAUCCUUCCUCCCGGACCUCCCACUGCCAGAGUGGUGUUGACUACCGACCACUCCAUCGACCUGGAGUGGGAUCCACCAGCAGACAACGGCGGAGGAGAGAUCCUGGGAUACCACGUGGAUAAGGUCAUGGCUGGUACCAAGGACUGGUCCAGGUCCACAGAGCGUCCAUGGAAGUCCAGGGCCUUCACCGUCUACGGAGUCCGCGAGGGAGCCAAGUACAUGGUCAGAGUCAUCGCAUGCAACGCAGCUGGAGAAGGAACACCAGGAUUCACUGAGUCGGUUUUCGUCAGGAACCCUGCAGAGAAGCCGCUGAUUGAACUGGAGCUGUCCGUCAGGAACGGCGUGGUCAUCAGAGCCGGAGAGACGCUCCGUUUACCUGCAACAGUGACGGGUAAACCCUACCCAUCCAUCACCUGGACCAAGGAUGACGCCAAACCCGACAAAGAGCGCGUGGAGAUCCUCACCCAGGGCAACGACAGCAUUGUUUCAAUCAAGAACGUUCAGAGGAAGGACUGCGGCAAAUACCACAUCUCUGCUUGCAACCCCAGCGGCACCAAGGCUGCUGCAACCAGGGUGGACGUGAUGGAUGUCCCUGGACCCGUCACGGACCUGAAACCCGUCGUGGUCACUCGCAAGAUGAUCUUCCUGAACUGGGACGACCCGGACGAUGACGGGGGCAGCGACAUCACCGGCUUCAUUGUGGAGCGAAGGGACGCCAAGAUGCACACGUGGAGGCAGCCCAUCGAAACCGCCUCGUCCAAGUGUGAAUGCGUGGGCAUCAUGGAGGGUCAGGAGUACAUGUUCCGCGUCAUCGCCAAGAACAAGUACGGAAUGGGCCCGCCCUUAGAGCUGGGACCCAUCAAGGCCGUUGACCCCCAGGGUCCACCGUCGUACCCGGAGAAGUUCCACUACACGGAGCGCACCAAGAACUCCAUCACACUGACCUGGAAGCCGCCUCGCAACGACGGCGGCAGCCCCGUCAUCGGCUACUUUGUUGAGAAGAAGCGGCAGGACCAGCAGGCCUUCGAGCCCUGCAACACAGAGAUCUGCCCCAACAUGACCCUGACUGUAGAAGGUCUCGAAGAGGCCUGGCUGUAUGAAUUCAGGAUCAAGUGCGCCAACCUAAUCGGAGAGAGCGAGCCAUCCAUCCCGUUGACUGUGGUCAUCCAAGACGAUGAAGUGUCUCCUGAGGUCCACAUGCUGAAGCACUUCAAGGGCGACUGCAUCACGGUGAAGAAGGGCGAGCCCAUUGAGAUCCCGGCGAAUGUCCUGGGUCUCCCCAUCCCGAAGAUUGAGUGGUCCAAGGACGACGUGGUGAUCGAGGAGCCCACCGACGCUCUGCUGCUGGAGACCGAGGUGACCGGCAGAAUGAACGCAAAGACCACCCUGACCAUCCCAACGGCCAACAGGAGGGACGGCGCCAGCUACACCGUGUGCGCCUCCAACAACAUGGGAUCGGCUAAGCACACCGUCACCGUCCUGGUUCUGGACCGACCACUUCCACCCAGGAAUGUAUCCGUGUCCAACAUCAGGGCGGAGUCCUGCUACCUUCGCUGGGACGCGCCGCUGGAUAAUGGGGGCAGCGAGCUGACCAACUACAUUGUGGAGAAGAGGGAUGUGUUGAAAGAGCAACCGGAGCCGGAGGAAGGAGAGGAAGCUCCGCCUGAGCCCCAGUGGGAGGUGGUCAACACCACCAUCGUCGAGAGGAAAUUUGGAGUGUGGAACCUGGAGACAAACAAGUCCUACUUGUUCCGGGUCAAAGCUGAGAAUCGCUAUGGUAAAUCUGACCCCUGCGCAACGGAGGAAGUCUUAAUCACCGACCCGUUCGGUCUCCCGGGCCCACCAGAGAAACCAACCAUCGCAGAGUACUCCAAGACCUCCAUGACCCUGACCUGGGAGCCUCCCAGAGACAACGGCGGCUCUAUGAUUGUCGGCUACUGGCUGGAGAAGAGAGAGAAAGGCACCGACUACUGGGCCAAAGUCAACAAGACGCCAGUGAGCAAGAGGGGCGUGAAAGGCUGGGAGUUCCAGGUGACUCGUCUGAUUGAAGGAUUGGAGUUUGAAUUCCGAGUCGCUGCCAGUAAUUCUGCAGGAAUGGGACCGUUCAGCGGCCCGUCCGACUCUGCCUUCGCUGUGGAUCCAUUGACCCCUCCAAGCAUGCCCGCUGCCCCCGAGGUGGUGGACAAGACGAAGCACAGCGUGACGCUGUCCUGGAAAGCCCCGGAGAGUGACGGAGGAAGCCCCAUCAAGGGCUACAUCGUCCAGAUCCAGGACGAGGGCUCCUCUGGGUGGGUGAGCGUCAACGACAAAGACUCCCUCCACCCCACCACCGAGUUCACCAUGCCCAGCCUCCGCGAGCUCAAGCGCUACCGCUUCAGGAUCAUCGCUGUCAACGACAUCGGCGAGUCCGACCCGAGCCCCCGCACCGGCGAGGUUCUGGUUGAGGACAUCCAGCUGCCUCCUUCCAUCUCCCUGGACGUGGCGGUGGAGGACCUGGUGUGCAUCCGGGCCGGAGAUCCCAUCAGGAUCCCCGCCACCAUCAAGGGCCGACCCAACCCCAAGGUGGUCUGGGACUUUGACGGCAAAGCCAAGUCGCACAGGAAGAACAAAGUGCACACGCUGCCCGUUGACUCCGAGGUGGAGUCCACAGACACCACGUCUAUUGUGACCGUCCCUGUCAGUCUGAGGAGCCACUCUGGACGCUACAUCAUCACCGCCAAGAACAAGUCUGGCCAGAAACACAUCAACGUCAGAGUCAUCGUCCUCGACGUCCCCGGGGCCCCGAAGGACCUGAGGGUGACUGACGUUACCCGGUCGACUAUGAGGCUGAUUUGGAAACUCCCCGACACCGACGGAGGGGAGAGAAUCAAGAGCUACUUCAUCGAGAAGAAAUGUCUCACAGACAAAGCCUGGACCAAGGUGAAUGCAGCCUGUGCCAGCCAGGCCUACGUGGUGCCGGGUCUGCUGGAGGGUCAGGACUACCUGUUCAGGGUCCGGGCCGAGAACCGGCUCGGAUUCGGCCCAUUCACCGUCACCGCCGAGCCCGUCCGGGCCAGAGACCCCAUCUACCCCCCCGACCCCCCCACCAAGGUCAAGGUGAACCUGGUGACCAAGAGCACGGUCACUCUGAGCUGGGAGCCUCCCAAGAACAACGGCGGCGCUCCGGUGAAGCAUUACAUCAUCGAGCGUUUGAGCUGGGACACCAGCGGCAAGGAGAAGGAGACCUGGAAGCAGUGCAACAAGAGGGACGUGGAGGAGCUCAGCUUCGUGGUGGAGGACCUGAAGGAGGGAGGAGAAUAUGAGUUCAGAGUCAAAGCCGUAAACGCCGCCGGACCCAGCCGCCCCUCCGCCACCGCCGGACCUCUGGUCAUCAAGGAUCAGACAUGUGCUCCCAGCAUCCUGCUGCGCGAGGCCAUGGAGGGCGAGGAAGACUGUGAUAUCAGCAUCGUGGCGAAGGUGAGCGGCUGUCCGUUCCCCGCGCUCACCUGGCACAAAGCCUCCAUGGCCAAACCCGAGGAGAAGUCCGCCGUCCAGUAUGACCAGCAUGUCAGCAAGCUGGUGACCCAGGACAAGUGCACGCUGCUGAUCCAACAGGCCAGCAGGCUGGACAGCGCCAUCUACACCCUGACGGCCAGCAACAGCCUGGGCACAGCCACCAAGGCCACCAAGCUCGCCGUGCUCGGACCUCCUGGCCCCCCCACCGCUCCGCUCAAGUUCACCGAGGUGUUUGCGGAGAGGAUCGGCCUGGCCUGGAACCCCCCCAAAGAUGAUGGUGGAUCAAAGAUCACCAACUACGUGGUGGAGAAGCGCGAGGAGAACAGGAAGUCCUGGGUCCAUGUCUCCAACGACCCCAAGGACUGCGCCUACGUGGUGACCCGGCUAACGGAGAACCACGAGUACGAGUUCCGAGUCAUGGCCCAGAACAAGUUCGGAGUCGGGCCUCCGCUGGUCAGCGAGCCGCAGAAGGCCCGAAACCUCUUCACCGUGCCUGGUCAGUGCGAGAAGCCGACCGUGACCGACAUCUGCGCCGGGUCCAUGACCGUCAACUGGGACGAGCCCAAGUACGAUGGUGGCUCCUCCAUCACCGGCUACUUCGUGGAGAAGAAGGAGACCACCGCCAAGCGCUGGGUCCGCGUCAGCCGUGACCCGAUCCAAGCGCUGCCUCUGGGCAACUACUGGGACGUCACGGGCCUGCAGGACGGCGCCAUGUACCAGUUCAGGGUGAUCGCCAUGAACGCCGCUGGCUGCGGCCUGCCCAGUGUGCCCUCUGACCCCGCACUCUGCAGGGACCCCAUCCAACCUCCUGGGCCGCCCACUCCCAAGGUGACGGACUGGACCAAGUCCACCGUGGAGCUGGAGUGGAUUCCCCCCGUGAUGGACGGAGGGUCCAAGGUCACGGGCUACAUCGCCGAGUUCAAGGAGGUUAACAAAGAGGAGGAGGAGAAGAAGGCUCAGAGGAGGUUUCUGCUGAGCGGGGAUGAGGAGGAGACGGAGCCGGAGAGCGAGGAGACCUGGGAGAAGGCAAAGGACACCGAGAUCAGAGGAACCAAGUUCGUGGUGGCCGGUCUGAAGGAAGGCGGGCUGUACCGCUUCAGAGUCCGCGCCGUGAACGCAGCCGGGGUGGGAGAGGCGGGACUUGUUUCGGAGCUGAUCGAGGUCAAAGACCGAACCAUUCCUCCUGAGAUGGACCUGGACGCCUCCGUGAAGGAGAAGAUCGUUGUCCACGCCGGCGGCACCAUCCGCAUCAUCGCCUACGUGUCUGGUAAACCCGCCCCCCAGAUCACCUGGUGCCGGGACGACGCCGAGGUGCCCAAGGAGGCCGUGGUGGAGACGACGGGCAUUUCCAAUUCGCUGGUCAUCAAGAACUGCAGACGCCAACACCAGGGCAUGUACACGCUGAGCGCCAAGAACGAGGGCGGCGAGAGGAAGAAGGCCGUCAUCGUGGAGGUCCUCGACGUCCCGGGGCCUGUCGGCCUCCCCUUUGCCGGCGAGAAUCUGACCAACGACUCCUGCAGGCUGACCUGGUACUCCCCCGAGGACGACGGCGGAUCCGCCAUCACCAACUACAUCAUCGAGAAGAGGGUGUCGGACCGCAUGGGCUGGACCUCGGUGUCCUACACGGUGACCAGGAACAACGCCGUGGUGCAGGGACUCCUCGACGGAAAGGGCUACUUCUUCAGGAUCGCAGCCGAGAACAUCAUCGGCAUGGGGCCCUUCAUCGAGACCGACAAGAUGGUCCUCAUCAAGGACCCCAUCUCCGUCCCCGAGCGCCCGGAGGACCUGAUCAUCACCGCCGUUACCAAGGACUCCCUCUCCGUCACAUGGAGAGCGCCCAAGUACGACGGCGGCGCCGAGGUCACCGGCUACGUCCUGGAGUCCCGCAUGGUCGGCCGGGACAGCUUCACACGAGUAGGGGCAGAGACCCCGCUGAUGGACACCAAGUUCACCCUGACGGGACUGAAGGAGGGCUCGAGCCACGAGUUCAGGGUCUCCGCCGUCAACCUGGUGGGACAAGGGAAACCUUCCUUCGCCACCAAACCCGUCCAGUGCAAGGACGAGCUCGAACCACCCAUCCUGGACCUGGACUUCAGGGACAAGAUGAUGGUGAAGGUGGGAGACACGUGCACGCUGGCGGGACGCUACAGCGGCAAACCGGCCCCGGCUAUCACCUGGACGAAGAAUGACGAGGAGCUGAAGGCGGACGAGGAGAUCUUCAUCCACAGCACCGCGCGCCACCUCAGCCUCAGCAUCAGCAAGGCCAAGCGGGAGCACAGCGGGCGCUACCGCGCCAGCGUGGAGAACGCCGCCGGCUCUCGCACGGGGACCUGCACCGUCACCGUGGUCGACCGGCCUCAGCCUCCGGAGGGCCCCGGGGUGUUCAACGAGGUCUACAGAAACUACAUGGUGGUCUCCUGGAAUCCUCCCCUGGACGACGGAGGCUGCGCGGUGUCCAACUACAUCAUCGAGAAAAGAGACACCAACAGAGACCUCUGGAUGCCCGUCACCUCGUCCUGCACCAGGACCAGCUGCAAGGUGCCGAAGCUGAUCGAGGGUCGUGACUACAUCAUCAGGAUCAUGGCUCAAAACAUCUACGGCAUCAGCGAGCCUCUUCUGUCUGCAGAGACCAAGGCCAGAGACGUCUUCACGGUGCCCGACGCCCCCAAACAACCCACCGUGAAGGAGGUCCACCACGACUCUGCCCUCAUCAGUUGGGAACCUCCUGCUGACGGAGGGAAGCCAAUCACAGGCUACAUCGUGGAGAGGAAGGAGACCAUGGCCCACAGGUGGGUUCGCUGCAACACGGAGAGAAUCCAUCCCAAGGUGGAGUACUGGGUGACGGAGCUGCUGCAGGGCUGUGAGUACGAGUUCAGAGUGAGCGCCGAGAACAUCGUGGGAGCCGGAGACCCGAGCCCCCCAUCCAAACCCGUCUUUGCCAAAGACCCCAUCGUGAAACCCAGUCCACCGGUGAACUUCCAGGCCAUCGACUUCUCCAAGGAGUCGGUGAGUCUCUCCUGGCAGCCGCCCACCGACACCGGCAGAGGGAAGAUCUUCGGCUACCUGCUGGAGUUCCAGAAGGCUGGAGAGGAGGAGUGGUCCAAGGUGAACCAGACUCCGGAGUCCUGCCAAGAGACCAAGUUUAAGGUGAUCAACCUCGAAGAAGGAUUCAUGUACCGAUUCAGAGUCACGGCGGUCAACGCGGCUGGCGAGUCCGACCCUACUAGCUUGAAGGAGCCAAUCAAAGUGCAGGAUCGACUCGAGCCCCCAGAACUGAUCCUCGAUGCUGCAAUGACCCGAGAGGUGAAGGCCAUGGCCGGCACUCACAUCUCUCUGAUGGCCACCAUCAACGGCGUCCCGUUCCCCACCGUCACCUGGCAGAAGAACGAGGCCGAGGUGCCCACCAGGGCCGACAUCGAGACCAGCCAGACCGGGACCAAGCUGGAGAUGAGGUUCUGUACCCGCGAGGACUGUGGAGACUACACCCUGACUGUGGAGAACCCGGCCGGUUCCAAGACCGCCACCUGCACCGUGCUGGUCUUUGACAAACCCGGUCCCAUCCAGCACCUCCGGGUGUCUGACAUCAGGAGCGACUCCGCCUACCUGUCCUGGAAGGACCCAGAGGACAACGGCGGUGUCCGCAUCACCAACUUUGUGGUGGAGAAGAAAGACGCGGCAGCCACUCAGUGGGUCCCCGUCUGCUCCACCUCUAAGAAACGCAGCAUGAUGCUGAGGCACCUGAUGGAGGGAACGUCCUACAUGUUCAGAGUCGCCGCCGAGAACCAGUAUGGACGCAGCGAAUACGUCGAGACGCCAAGGUCCAUCAAGGCGAUGAAUCCGCUCUUCCCUCCUGGUCCUCCGAAAGACCUGCACCAUGACGAUGUGGACAAGACUGAGGUGUGGUUGGUCUGGAACAGGCCCGACCGCGACGGCGGAAGUGAAAUCACAGGCUUCCUGGUGGAGUAUCAGGAAGAGGGAGUGAAGGACUGGGACGAGUGGAAGACCGUUAGCAUCCCAGAGAGUCAUGUGACUGGCCUUGAGGAAGGAAAGACCUACCGCUUCAGAGUGAGGGCGGAGAACGCCAUCGGCCUCAGCAGACCCGACACCACUGUGCCUAUCCUUUGCCAGGAAAAACUGGUGCCUCCAGUCGUUGAGGUGGACGUAAAGCUCAUUGAAGGAAUCACCGUAAAGGCCGGCAGCACCAUCCGGCUGCCAGCCAUCAUGAGAGGAAUACCCAUUCCCUCUGCCAAGUGGACCAUCGAAGGUGAGGAAAUCACCAGCGAGGGGAGCGUCAAGGUGGAUACCGACAACUUCUCCACUGUGCUCACUAUUAACGAGUGCACCAGGAACCACACGGGCAUCUACCUGCUCACUGUGGCCAACCCGGCCGGAACCAAGACCGUGGCCCUGAGCGUCACUGUCCUGGACGUUCCCGCUGCGCCCAUUGGACCCGCUAACAUCCUGGAGGUCACCCCGGACUCCAUGAUGAUUGAGUGGCGUCCCCCCAAGGACGACGGCGGUAGCCCCGUCACCAACUACAUCGUGGAGAAGCGAGAGUCCAACAAGGAGACCUGGGGAGGGGUGGGCUCCGUCGGCCUGGCCACCAAGCUCAACAUCACCCGCCUCCAGAGGGGAGUGGAGUAUGUGGUUCGCAUCCGCGCUGAGAACAAGAUGGGCAUCGGCGCUCCUUUGGAAAGCAAGCCCACUGUUGCCGAACACUCCUUUUUGCCACCCAGCCAGCCUGGCAAGCCGCAGCCCUCUGACAUCUCAGAGGAUUCCGUUACAAUCGGCUGGACCAUGCCCCUCUCCGACGGCGGAAGCCAGAUCACCGGCUACAUCAUCGAGCGCCGACACAAGGGAGGAAAGUGGAUCCGUGUGAACAAGACAGCCUGUAAAGACCUGAGGUACCGAGUGGAGGGACUGUUCGAGGGAAACGAGUACGAGUUCAGAGUGUUUGCUGAGAACAUUGUCGGCUACAGUGGCCCCUCCCUCACCUCUGACCUCUGCAAGCCCUGCAGGCCCAUCACUGUCCCCAGUCCCCCUGUCAACCCCAAGGUUAGAGAUUACAGCAAGACCAACGCCGACCUGGUGUGGAGCAAACCCAACAAAGACGGGGGCAGCCCCAUCCUGGGCUACACUGUGGAGAUGAAAAGGGUAGAUAGUGAAGAAUGGAAAAAGGUGAACCUGGAUGACUUCAUCAAGCAGUGUGCCUACAGGGUCAAGGGCCUGGAGGAAGGCGCCACGUACGCUUUCAGAGUCUAUGCCUCCAACAUGAUUGGAGAUGGAGAGUCCAAAGAAAUCCCACAGCCCGUCACUGCUCAGGAUAUUCUGAUCCCUCCGGAGAUCGAGAUGGACGCCACGUGCCGCGAUCGCCUCACCGUGCGGGUCGGACACAACAUCAACAUCAUCGGGUACGUCAAGGCCCGUCCGGACCCAGAAGUGCUUUGGUCAAAGGAGGAGGCAGUUCUGGAGAACAGCAAACGUGUCACCAUCGCUCAGAACUUCCCCGUGGUGCACUUAAAGAUCAAGGAGGCCACAAGGGAGGACCACGGCAAGUAUGUCCUGAAGGCCUCCAAUGUGGGCGGCGAGGCCUCUUGCAUCAUCACAGUCAAUGUGCUGGACCGGCCCAGCCACUGCCAGAACCUGCACACGACCUACGUCACCAGGGACUCGUGCAUGCUCAACUGGGAGGCCCCGAAGGACAACGGUGGAUCCGAGAUCACCAACUACAUCGUGGAGUGCCGUGAGCCCAGCGUAAGCAUGUGGUCCAUGAUCACCUCCCACUGUACAAACCGCAAGAUCAAGGCCAAGAUGAUGGAAGGCCACGAGUACCUGUUCCGCGUUUGUGCCGAGAACAAGAUGGGCCCGGGGCCCUGCGUGGAGACCAAGACCCCUCUGCUGGCCAUCGACCCCAUCGAGUGCCCAGGGGAGCCUGAGAACUUCAGAGCCACCGAGAUCGGUAAGCACCACGUCUAUCUGAGAUGGAGGAAGCCCGACUACGACGGCGGCAGUCCCAACAUAUCCUACAACCUGGAGUGCAAAGACAAAGAUGCAGAGGAGUGGGACAAACUAAGCAGCGGAAAUCUCACCGACACCUUCUUCCUGGCUGACAAGUGCCUGGAGAACCACACGUACACCUUCAGGGUGCAGACUGUCAAUGAAGGCGGGGAGAGUGCAUGGGUGAAACUCGCCGACGUCCUGGUGAGGGAGGAGAUCCAGAAGCCCGUCAUCGACCUGAAGCUCUCCGGAGCUUUGACGGUGAAGGCCGGGGAGUCCGUGAGGAUAGAGGCCGCCCUCAGAGGGAAGCCCCAGCCUGAAGUCAAAUGGGUGAAAGACAAGGCUGUCGGAGACAACCCAAGAAUAAGCUACGAGACUGGAACCGACUACUCGAAGUUCCUUCUGACCAAGUCCAGACGCACUGACACUGGAAAGUAUGUCAUCACCGCCACCAACUCGGCCGGCACCUUCGCGGCAUAUGCCAACGUCAAUGUCCUGGACGUCCCCGGCCCAGUGAGGAACCUCAGGAUCACCGGCAUCGGGGCCGACAAGUGCAGAGUGGUGUGGGAUAUUCCGGAGGAUGAAGGUGGUUGUGAGGUGGACAGCUACAUCCUGGAGAAAUGCGAGACCAGGAGGAUGGUCUGGUCCACGUACUCGGCCUCCGUGGUCACGCCAUACUGCAACAUCACUCGUCUGGUGGAGAAAAACGAGUACAUCUUCAGAGUAAGGGCUGAGAACAAGAUGGGAACGGGGCCCGCCAUGGAGAGCAAGCCUGUCACUGUCAAGACUCAGUUCAACAAACCUGGACCCCCCGAAGCUCCUGACGUCACCAAGGUGAGUAAAGACGAGAUGACCGUCGUCUGGGCUCCUCCUGAGAAUGACGGAGGGAAGUCGAUCACCGGCUACAUCCUGGAGAGGAAGGAGAAGAGGGCAGUGCGCUGGGUGCCAUGCACCAAGAGCCCCAUCUCUGAGAGACGCAUGAAGGUCACCAACCUGAUUCCCAACCACGAAUACCAGUUCAGGGUGAAGGCGGAGAACGAGGUGGGCCUUGGGGAACCCAGCAAACCCUGCAGACCUGUUGCCGCCAAAGAUCCCAUUGAGCCCCCAGGCCCCCCUGCAGGCCUGAAAGUGGGCGACAGCACCAAGACCUCCAUCACCCUGUCCUGGUCUAAGCCUGUGUAUGAUGGCGGUGCCCCCAUCAUCAACUACAGCCUAGACCUGAGGCUGAAAAGUGACGCAGACCCCGAGAAGCCAUCAGAGGGCUGGAAGAGAAUAGACACCCACGGCCCGUUGGUGAUGACAGAGUUCACCAUCGGCCGGCUGGAUGAGAAGCUGGAGUACGAAUUCAAGGUGUCCGCCCAAAACCAGGUGGGCUGGGGGCGUCACGCCUACUUGAAGGAGGCCGUCUCCCCCAAAGAGGUCCUGGAGGCUCCAGAGAUCGAACUGGACGCCAGUCUGAGGAAAGGCCUGUCGGUCCGGGCCGGCUGUCCGAUCAGGCUUUUUGCUGUGAUUCGAGGAAGGCCGUCCCCCAAGGUCACCUGGAAGCGUCUGGGAGUGGACAACGUGAUCCGCCGCGGCCAUGUGGACCAGGUGGACACUAUGUCCUUCUUGGUCAUCCCUGAGAGCACCAGAGACGAUUCUGGGAGAUACUCUCUGACUCUGUCCAACUCGGCUGGAGAGAAAGCCGUGUACGUCCGCGUCAAAGUCCUCGACACUCCUGGUCCCGUCGGCGGCCUGGAGGCAACCAACAUCACCAAGACCUGCGCCCAGCUGUCCUGGCUGCCGCCAGAUAACGACGGCGGCAGCCCCAUCCUCAACUACAUCGUGGAGAAACGGGAGGUAGACAGGAAGACCUGGAACAAGUGCACAGAGGAGCUGAAGAAGACCAGCUUCAAGGUGACCAACAUGACGCCUGGCAUCGAGUACUACUUCAGAGUCACAGCCUGCAACAAGUAUGGCAUCGGAGUUCCUCAAGACUCCCCCAAGUCCUACCUGGCCGUUGACCCAAUCAGUGAGCCGGACCCUCCGAAGAAGAUGGACGUGUUGGAGAUUACCAAGAACAGCGCCACGCUGGGCUGGCUGAAGCCGCUCAGAGACGGAGGAGCCAAAAUCAACGGCUACGUGGUGGACUACCAGGAGGAGGGCGCUCCCGAGGACAAGUGGACGCCGUACUCGGUGGUCAAAGACAUGACCAUCGUGGUGGUCGGCCUGAAGGAAGGAACCAAAUACAAGUUCAGAGUGGCCGCCAGGAACUCAGUAGGAGUCAGUCUGGCCAGAGAGGCAGAGGGAGUGUUUGAGGUCAAGGAGCAGCUCAUGGCUCCUAAGGUCAUCAUGCCCGACAUCGUGACGGUGAGAGCUGGCUCCAAACUGGUGGUUGAGGCCCUUGUGGCGGGUAAACCCUCUCCCUUCUGCAAGUGGAAGCAGGGCAACGAGGACGUGCUGACCUCCGACCGCCUGGCGGUGGUAAAGACGUCGACGACCUGCACGCUGAUCGUAAAGAACGUCAAGAGAACGGACAGCGGAUACUACAGCCUGUCGGCUGAGAACAGCACCGGCAGGAUCAACCAGAUCCUCAGAGUCACCGUCAUGGACAUCCCUGGACCCCCCGAAGCUCCGAUAGAGAUCACGGAACAGGACACCGACGCCUGCACGCUGCUCUGGAACUCCCCGCAGGAGGACGGCGGGAGCAGCAUCACCAACUAUAUUGUGGAGAAGUGUGACGUCAGUCGGGGCGACUGGGUCCCCGUAACCACAUCCUGCACCAAAACCAGCUUCAGAGUAACCAAGCUGACGACUGGCAAAGAGUACAGCUUCCGAGUCCGUGCUGAGAACAGGUUGGGCGUCUCCACGCCCAUCUACUCUGAGAAGAUGGUUGCCAGACAUCCAUUUGAUCCUCCCAGCGAGCCCCUCAAUCUGCAGAUCAACAAAGUCUUCAAGGACUUUGUUAUCUUGUCCUGGGAGCGUCCCAGCAGCGACGGCGGCUCGCCCCUAACUGGAUUUUGCAUUGAGAAGAAGGAGAGGAACAGCCUCCUGUGGGUGAAGGCCAACGAGUCCUUGGUGAAAGCCACCCAGUACACCUGCACCGGCCUGUUGGAGGGCGUGGAGUACACCUUCAGGGUGUCGGCACUCAACGUGGCAGGACAGGGCAAACCGUGCAAACCGACUGACCUGAUCACUGCCAGGACGGCUGUUGACCCACCAGGCAAACCCGAGGCCAUGGAUGUGACCAAGAACUCAGUCUCGUUGGUCUGGACCCGCCCCGAGCAUGACGGAGGCAGCAAGUUGAUUGGCUACUAUGUGGAGUACACGAAGCUUCCAGAAGAGAAGUGGACACGAUGCAACGCCAACUGCAUGAACAUCCAGGCGGAGAGCUACGUAGUGAGCGGACUGGAAGAAGGGCAACAGUACCAGUUCAGGGUCAUCGCCAAGACUGCCAUCAACGUCAGCCUGCCGUCCGAGCUGUCCGACCCCAUCCCUGUCAUCGCACAGAAUGUUCCUCCUCGCGUUGAGCUGGGCAUCAACAUGAAGAACCUGAUCGUGGUGAAAGCCGGAGAGAACGUCUUCCUGGAUGCCGAGGUGUUCGGCAAGCCGCUGCCCAAGGUGAGCUGGAAGAGAGACGGGCUGCCUUUGGUUCCCGUUGAGGGACUGAAGAUGGUGCAGAAGAAACACGUCCACCUGCUGGAGCUCUUCUCCGUCACCAGGAAGGAGUCUGGAGACUACACCAUCACCGCUGACAACAUCAAUGGCUCUAAAUACGCCACCAUCAAGGUCAAAGUGCUGGACAAACCCGGCCCUCCGGCCUCAGUGAAAGCCGCCAAGGUGUUCGCCGACCGCGUUAAGCUGCGAUGGGAGCCCCCGCUGGCCGAUGGCGGCUCUGAGAUCAUCAACUACAUCAUCGAGAAGCGUGAGACCAGCAGGGCCAACUGGGCUCUGGUCUGCGCCAACAUCCACGGACACGUCACCGACUGCUUGGUGGAGAAACUGAUCGAGGGACACGAGUACGAGUUCAGAGUCAGUGCUGAGAACCAGUACGGAACCGGGGACCACAUCACGGCCGAGCCCGUCAUGGUCAAGAACCCGUAUGACGUUCCCGGUCCAUCCGAGCCACCGGUCAUCACCAACAUCACCAAGGACUCCAUGACGGUGAGCUGGAAGGCCCCGGCCAACGACGGCAGGGCCACCAUCCUCGGCUACAUGGUGGAGAAGCGUGAGGCCACCGAGCUGACCUGGGCUAAGGUCAACCGCCGGCCCGUCAUCGACAGGACCAUCAAGGCCGUGCAGCUGACCGAGGGCUCAGAGUACGAGUUCAGAGUCAUCGCCAUGAACAAGGCCGGCCUGGGCAAACCCAGCGACGCCUCCAACGCCGCGCUGGCUGUCGACCCCGUCUAUCCUCCCGGCCCGCCUGCGUUCCCCAAAGUGGUGGACUCCACCAAGAGCUCCAUCAGCCUCAGCUGGACCAAACCGGCGUACGACGGCGGCUGCGACAUCAUCGGCUACCUGGUUGAGUGCAGGCGAGUCGACAGCGAGCACUGGAGCAAGUGCAACAUCCCGAAGAAGCUCCAGACCACCAAGUUCCUGAUGACGGGCCUGAUGGACGACACCGAGUACCAGUUCAGAGUCAUCGCCGUCAAUAAGAUCGGCUUCAGUGACCCCAGCGAGGUCCCAGGAAACCACACGCCCAAGGACAUCCUCAUCGCUCCUGAAGCUGAGCUGGACGCCGACCUCAGAAAGGUUUUGGUUCUUCGAGCCGGCGUCACCAUGAGGCUCUACGUCCCUCUGAGGGGACGCCCGGCGCCCAAGGUGACGUGGACCAAGGUGGACGCCGUACUGAAGGACAGGCAGGGCGUGCUGAUCAAGACGUCGGAGUGGGACACCCUUCUGAUGAUCGAGGACAUAAACCGAUAUGACGCCGGAAAAUAUGUCCUCUCGCUGGAGAACAGCAGCGGCUGCAAAAGCUACACCAUUGUGGUGAAGGUCCUAGACUCCCCCGGGCCGCCUCUGAACCUGACGGUGAAGGAGACCUCCAGGAGCCACGCCUGCAUCACCUGGGACGCCCCGCUGAUCGACGGCGGCAGCCCCGUCAAGAGCUACGUGGUGGAGAAGCGUCUGGCCGAGAGGAAGGCGUGGACCUGCGUGGCGGCGGACUGCUGCAAGAUCUCCUUCAGGAUCACCAACCUGGAGGCCGGACAGGCGUACUGCUUCAGAGUGCUGGCCGAAAAUGCCUACGGCAUCGGGGACGGCUGCGAGACCGCCGGCAGCGUCCGAGCCUCAGAGCAACCCGGUCCAGUCACCGACUUCAGAGCCCAAAAGACCACCAAGGACUCUGUGGUCCUGGGCUGGAAGAAGCCCCUCAGUGACGGUGGAAGCCCCGUCAGCGCCUACAUCCUGGAGCAGAGCGAGGGCGAGCAGAAGUGGAAGCAGAAUGCCAGAGGCAAGACCUACUCGCACACUGUGGCCGAGCUGACCGAGGGCAAGGAGUACUUGUUCAGAGUCAAGGCGCUCAACGAGUCCGGAGAGGGACCGCCCAUCGAGCUCACCGUGGUCGCCAAGGACCAGUUUGUGUCGCCCGACUGCAACCUGAGUGCCCUGCACGACGGCUGCUGCGUGGUGAAAGAAGGCAGCACCACGCGCAUCAACCUCCCCGUCACCGGAGUGCCUCCGCCUACCGCCACCUGGAAGAGAGGCGACGUGAUGCUCGGCGACACUGGCAGAAUGUGCGUGGAGGCGUCUCAGGGCGUCACCACUCUGCUGAUCAGAGACUGCCAGAGAGGAGACGCCGACACCUACAACGUCCACGUCAGGAACAACGGCGGCUCCAAGGACUGCAAGUUCCAGCUGAAGGUGGUCGGCAAGCCCGGCAUCUGCACCGGACCCAUCAAGUUCGAGGAGAUCACCGCCGACGGCAUCACCCUAGAGUGGGCGCCGCCCAAAGACGACGGCGGCGCCGAGGUGUCCAACUACAUUGUGGAGAAGAGGAGGACGACGGACAACAAGUGGGCCACCGUGGCCUCGGCCAUCCAGAAGACCACCAUGAGGGUGAUCCGGCUGCACGACGGAAUAGAGUACAUCUUCAGAGUGUUCGCAGAGAACAAGUAUGGGGUCGGGGAGCAUCUGAGGUCGGCCCCGGUCAUCGCCCAGCACCCAUUCAAUGUCCCCGAGGCGCCUGCUCCACCAGAAAUAGUGAGCAUCCGCCACGAGUCAGCCAUCUUGACUUGGGCCGAUCCGAAGGACUCUGGUGGUUCCCCGAUAACCGGAUACCAUGUGGAGUUUAAGGAGAGGAACAGUCUGAUGUGGAAACGGGCCAGUAAGACUCCUCUGAGAGUGAAGGAGUGCAGAGUCACCGGCCUGAUCGAGGGACUGGAGUAUGAGUUCAGGGUGAUGGCCAUGAACAUGGCUGGCCUUGGAAGGCCAAGCAGGGUUACCGAGGGCGUGGUUGCCCUCGACCCGAUCGAUCCUCCUGGCAAGCCCGAAGUGAUCAAUGUCACCAGGACCACGGUCACCCUAAUGUGGACCCCUCCAAAAUACGACGGUGGCCACAAGCUGACCGGCUACAUGGUGGAGAAGAUGGAGGCUGCUGGCAAGGCCUGGAUGAAGGCCAACCACGUCAACGUCCACGGCUGUGCCUUCACCGUCCCCGACCUGACGGAGGGCUCUCAGUAUCAGUUCAGGAUUAGGGCCAAGAACUCUGCUGGGGCCAUCAGUGUUCCUUCAGAGACGACAGAGCUUCUGACCUGCAAGGAUGAAUACGAGCCCCCGACCAUCACUAUUGAUCCAGACAUGAAGGACGGUGUUUCCGUCAAGGCGGGAGACACCAUCCGGAUCUUGGCCUCCAAGAUUUCAGGAAAACCUCCACCAACCGCUGUCUGGUCCAAGGGAGGACGUGAGUUCAAGAGCUCUGACAUCAUCACCAUCACCAGCACCCCCACCUCCUCCUCUCUGGCUAUCAAAUACGCAAGCAGGAAGAACACAGGGGAGUACACCAUCACCGCCAGCAAUCCUUUUGGCAUUAAGGAGGAACAUGUAAAGGUGAAGGUCCUGGAUGUGCCUGGACCCUCGGGCCCCAUCGAAGCCAGCAACAUCUCAGCCGAGAAGUGUACUCUGACUUGGCUUCCGCCAGAGGAGGAUGGAGGCUUCUCCAUCAAAUCCUACAUUCUCGAGAAGAGAGAGACCAGCCGCCUACAGUGGACCAAGGUGGCAGAAAACAUCAUGGACUGCAGAUAUGUAGCCUGCAAACUGAUUAAGGGCAAUGAGUACAUCUUCAGAGUGUUUGCUGUGAACCAGUAUGGCAUCGGAGACUCAAGCCAGUCCGGUCCCAUAAAAAUGGUCGACAGUUACCGACCACCAGGCCCACCUUCAAUCCCAGAGGUCGAUAACAUCAGUAGGAACGCUGUCACCAUUUCAUGGAGGAGACCAGUACAGGACGGGGGAAGUGACAUCAGAGGAUAUUGUGUAGAGAGGAAAGAAAGGAGAGGAAUGAGAUGGGUGAGAGCCAGUAAGAGGACGGUCCCUGACCUGCGCUUUAAGGUGCAAGGUCUAACUGAGGGAGUAGAGUAUGAGUUUAGAGUCACUGCAGAGAACAAGGCUGGAUUCGGGGAGCCAAGUGAGCCAUCACAACCUGUGAUGACCAAGGACAUUGUAUAUCCACCUGGUCCGCCAUCCAACGCCAGGAUUACAGACACCACAAAAACCACUGCUUCCUUUGCCUGGGGCAAACCCCACUACGAUGGUGGUCUAGAAGUGGAAGGAUAUAUCGUCGAGUACAAAAAGGAAGGGCAUGAUGACUGGGAGGUGGAGACACAGUAUCCAUUGAAAGCUACUGAUUGUGUCAUUGGUAAACUUCAGAAAGGAGGCAAAUACCACUUCAGAGUCACCGCCAUAAACUCUGAGGGAGUUGGCGAGCCUGCAGAGGUUGAGAACGUGAUCGAACUUGUGGACCAGGAGGCGGUGCCAGAUUUUGAGCUGGACGCUGAACUCAGGAAAACCCUAGUGGUCAGGUGCCGUGCUUCAAUCCGUUUGUUUGUCCCCAUCAGGGGUCGUCCUGUUCCUGAAGUAACCUGGAGCAAAGAUGAUAGCAACCUGAAGAAACGUGCCCACAUUGACAUAACUGAGUCCUACACUCUCCUGGUUAUUCCCGACUGCACCAGAUACGAUGCUGGAAAGUACAACCUUUGUCUCGAGAACGUUGCCGGAAAGAAGACCGGCUUUGUCAACGUGAAGGUUUUGGACACACCAGGACCACCAGUGAACGUCAAGCCUAGAGAGAUCACCAAGAACUCCAUCACCCUCCAGUGGGAAAUCCCUAUAAUCGAUGGUGGUUCUAAGAUUUGCAAAUAUGUUAUUGAAAAGAGGGAGGCCACCAAGAAGGCCUACACAGUUAUUAGCACCACAUGGCAAAAGUGCUCCUUCAAAUUCACAGACCUCGAGGAGGGAGCUUACUACUACUUCCGUAUCUCUGCUGAGAAUGACCUAGGCGUAGGAGAGCCUGCAGAAUCCCCUGAGCCAAUCAGGGUGUCUCAGGCCCCCUCAGCCCCAGAGAACUUGUACGUCACAGAUGUGUCAGAUGACAGUGCUAGUCUGGCGUGGACUAAGCCCCUUCACGACGGUGGCAGCUUGAUCACCGGGUAUGUCAUUGAGACCCAGAAGAAGGACACUGAUCAGUGGGUCCAUGUGGACACCUUGAAGGCCCUGGACUACACCGUCACAGAUCUGGUUCAAGGCGCAGAAUAUACCUUCCGCAUAAUGGCUGUUAAUGCGUCGGGCAGGAGUGACCCGCGCGAGAGCAGGCCCGCCAUUAUCAAAGAGCAGACAUCUGCUCCUUCCUUCGACCUGCGUGGAGUCUACCAGAAGACGGUCAUCGCCAAGGCAGGGGAUCGCAUCAAAGUGGAAAUCCCUGUGCUCGGUAAACCCAGACCUGUGGUUUCCUGGAAGAAGGGAGACAUAGGGCUCAAGGAGACACAAAGAAUGAACGUUGAAACCACUGCAACGUCAACUGUCCUCAACAUCAGUGAGAUAAAGAGGUCUGACGGAGGACAGUACUCCAUGACUGGAAGGAACAUGCUGGGCACAGUGACUGAGACAAUCACCAUCUUGGUCCACGACAUUCCAGGUCCCCCCACUGGUCCCAUAAAGCUGGACGAGGUUUCCUGUGAUUAUGUUCUCAUGUCCUGGGAGGCACCAGAGAAUGAUGGAGGUGUUCCCAUCAACAACUACAUCGUCGAGAUGCGAGAGACCACCGGCACUUCCUGGAUGGAGUUGGCGGCGACAGUGAUCCGCACCACAUUCAAGGCAGCCCGACUAAACACUGGGACGCAGUACCAGUUCCGCGUCAAGGCCCAGAACAGAUAUGGCAUUGGACCAUGCAUUGUUUCUGAACCAGUAGUGGCUGCGUAUCCAUUUGAUGUGCCGGGCCAGCCGGGCACUCCUGUGAUUACUUCUUUCAACAGGGAUGCCAUGACUCUGAGCUGGAAUGAGCCUUCCUCUGAUGGAGGUAGCGUCAUCCUUGGGUAUCACGUGGACAGAAAAGAGAAAAACAGCAUUCUGUGGCAGAGAGUCAGCAAGGCCGUUGUUGUCGGAAAUAUCUUUAAAUCAUCAGGCCUUGUCGAUGGAAUCGGGUAUGAACACCGUGUUAUUGCUGAAAACAUGGCCGGUCUCAGCAAACCAAGCAAACCCUCGCAGACAGUGUACGCGCUUGACCCAGUUGACCCACCAGGCAGACCCGUGGCACUGAAUGUCACCAGACACGAGGUGACCGUAUCGUGGAGCAAACCGGAGGGAGAUGGUGGAUUCUCCAUCACUGGAUACACAGUGGAGAGGAGGGAGAUGCCUAAUGGACGCUGGCUUAAAGCCAACUUCAACAACAUCCUGGAAACCAUCUACACAGUCAGCGGUCUGAUCGAAGAUGCAACUUAUGAAUUCCGCGUGCUUGCUAGAAAUUCAGCGGGCGCUGUCAGUGCUCCAUCCCCGUCAUCUGAGGCAAUCACAUGCAGAGAUGACAUCGAAGAGCCCAGGCUUGAUGUUGAUUCAUCUUAUAGCAGCAAUGUCGUUGUCAUGGCAGGAGAGGUGUUCAAACUGGAGGCCAGUGUGACUGGCAGGCCGAUCCCAUCUCUGGUUUGGACCAAGGAAGAGAAGGAGCUUGGGGAUACAGCCAAACUAGAGAUAAAGACUGGUGACUUCCACACAACCCUAACGAACAAAGACUCCCUGAGGAAGGACGGAGGUGCUUUUACACUCACCGCCAGCAAUCCAGGCGGCUUUGCCAAGUUCACCUACAACGUCAAGGUGCUCGACAGACCCGGGCCACCGGACUCCCUCACUGUUACUGAUGUUGCUGCUGAGAAAUGUGUCCUUAACUGGCUACACCCAACACAUGAUGGCGGUGCAAAAAUCGAGUACUUCAUCAUUCAGAGGCGAGAGACCAGCAGAUUGGCAUGGACAAACGUUGCCACAGACCUUCAGGCAAACAGGUUUAAGGUCACCAAGCUCCUGAAGGGCAAUGAAUACAUCUUUAGAGUCAUGGCUGUCAACAAGUAUGGGGUGGGCGAGCCGCUGGAGACUGACCCCAUCAUCUGUACCAACCCGUAUGUUCCCAGUGACCCCCCACAGCAGCCUGAAGUCACCACCAUUACCAAGGACUCCAUGGUUGUGUGCUGGGAGCGCCCCGAACACGACGGAGGCAGCAGAUUGAACACUUACAUCAUUGAAAGAAGGGAUAAGACUGGCCUGCGCUGGGUGAAAUGUAACAAGAGGACAGUAACAGACCUGCGCUUCAAGGCCUGCGGGCUCACACCAGGACACGAAUAUGAAUUCAGAGUUCUUGCAGAGAACAAUGCUGGUCUAAGCCAGCCUAGUCCUUCCAGUCCAUUCUACAAAGCGGUAGACAGCAUCUUCCAGCCCGGACCCCCAGGCAACCCCAGAGUUCUGGACACGACCAAGUCUUCCGUCACCCUUGCUUGGAACAAGCCGGUGUACGAUGGAGGUUCUGAAAUAACAGGCUACAUUGUAGAGACCUGCCUUCCCGAGGAAGAUGAGUGGACAAUACACACUCCCAAGAAGGGGUGGACAGCCACUUCCUUCACCAUUACCAGCUUGAAGGAAAACCAAGAGUACAAAAUCAACGUUUGUGCAACUAAUUGCGAGGGAGUGGGAGAACCCGCUGCGGUUCCCGGAACCCCCAAGGCUGAAGACAGACAGCUUCCUCCAGAAAUUGAACUUGGAGCCGAGCUGCGUAAGGUGGUCAGCCUCAGAGCCUGUAGCACCCUGAGACUCUUUGUUCCUAUCAAAGGGAGACCGGCACCUGAGGUUAAAUGGUCAAGAGAGCACGGGGAAUCCCUGGACAGAGCUAAUAUUGAAAUCACCUCAUCAUUCACCACUCUUCAGAUCGACAAUGUUGACCGGUUUGAUGCAGGUAAAUACAUGGUGACGGUGGAGAACACCUCAGGAAGCAAAACGGCCUUUAUCAAUGUGCGGGUGCUUGAUACCCCCGGAGCCCCUCAGAAUCUGUUCAUCAAGGAGAUCACCAGAGAUUCUGUUUCCCUCGUUUGGGAUGCUCCUCUCAUUGAUGGUGGCUCCAGAGUCCGCAACUACAUUGUGGAGAAGCGAGAGUCAACCAGAAAAGCCUACUCAACAGUUUGCGCCAGCUGCCAUAAGUCCAGUUGGAAAAUUGGGGACCUGGAGGAAGGAAAGAUGUACUGCUUCAGAGUCCUUGCUGAGAAUGAAUAUGGCAUUGGUCUCCCAGUGGAGACUCCUGAAUCAAUUACUGUGUCAGAGAAGCCUCUGCCCCCAGGUAAAGUGACCCUCCUUGAUGUUACCAGCUCCAGUGUCACACUAUCCUGGGAAAAGCCUGACUACGAUGGUGGCAGCAGAAUCACCGGCUACAAUGUUGAGAUGCAAGGUAAAGGCAGUGAGAAGUGGACCCAGGUCAUGGUUGUAAAGACCAAUUCGGUCGUUGUAACUGGCCUGACACAGGGAGAAGAGUACAUGUUCCGUGUCUCAGCCACCAACGAAAAGGGAGUUAGUGAUCCACGUGGCCUUAGUUUGCCUGUGGUGGCUAAAGACCUAGUCAUCAAACCGACCUUCAAACUGAUUUUCAGCACAUUCAGUGUGCUAGCAGGAGAUGAUCUGAAGAUAGAUGUGCCGUAUGCUGCUUGUCCAAAGGCUACAGCAACCUGGCUCAAAGAUGGCAUUGUUCUCAAGGAGACAACUAGAGUUAAUGCUGAAGCCACAGAUAAACAUCUUCUCCUGGUUAUUAAGGAGGCUUGCAGAGAUGACGUGGGCACAUACACCAUCAAGCUGACCAACACAAUUGGAGAAGCAUCUACAGACCUCAAUGUCAUUGUUCUAGAUAAGCCUGUUCCUCCCACUGGCCCAAUUAAGCUGGACGAGGUUACUGCUGACAGCAUGGUCUUGUCCUGGAAUCCACCAGAGUAUGACGGUGGAUGUGCCAUCAGUAAUUACGUUGUUGAGAAGAGAGACACGUCUACCACUAACUGGCAGAUUGUCUCAGCUACUGUGGCCAGAACCACUAUCAAGGCCGCCCGUCUGAAGACGGGAGUUGAGUACCAGUUUAGGAUUGCUGCAGAGAAUCGAUACGGCAAGUCCUCCUGCCUGCUUUCUGAAACCAUUGUCGCCCAGUAUCCGUUCGAAGUGCCCGGCUCACCCCGUUCUGUGGUGGUCCAGUCAGCCACCAAGGAGAGCAUGGUGAUUGUUUGGGAUACCCCAAGCAGUGAUGGUGGGAGCAAAAUUCUGGGCUACCACUUGGAUCUCAAGGAGAGAAACAGCAUUUUGUGGGUGAAACAGAACAAACAAAUAAUCCCAGAAAAUAGAUUUAAGGCCGUUGGCCUUGAGGAAGGUAUUGAAUAUGAGUUUAGAGUGUAUGCUGAGAACAUUGUUGGCCUCAGCAAAGCCAGCAAACUGAGUGAAAUGCAAGUGGCCAGAGAUCCUUGUGACAGACCAGGAAAACCAGAAGCUGUCAUUGUGACAAGAAACCAAGUGACACUCAGAUGGACCAAACCUGAGUAUGAUGGCGGCAUCAAGAUCACAGGUUAUGUGGUUGAGAAGAAGGAAGGAGCUGGCCGCUGGAUGAAGGCUAGUUUUGCCAACGUCAUUGAGCCUAAAUUUGUUGUCACAGGACUUACAGAAGAUCAGAUUUAUGAGUUCCGUGUCAUUGCCAAGAAUUCAGCAGGCGUCUUCAGCCAGCCUUCUGAUUCCACUGGAUCCAUCACUGCCAAAGAUGAGGUGGAUCCACCCAAGAUUGACAUAGAAGCUAAGUACUCCCAGGCUGUGGUGGUAAAUGCUGGAGAUUCAUUCCGCCUCGAGGCAGGUAUCUCUGGUAAGCCUGUGCCCAAUGUACACUGGCACAAGGAGGGCCGAGAGAUUUCUGACGCUUCCCGCCUCGAGCUCAAGAACACGGACUUUACAGCUUGCCUCGUGGUUAGAGAAGCUAUCCGCGUUGAUGGAGGCCAGUACACUUUGCUGGUAAAGAAUGUUGGAGGAGAAAAAUCUGUUAACAUUAAUGUCAAGGUCCUGGACCGACCAGGUCCACCCGAUGGCCCUAUCUCCAUCUACGGGGUAACCAGUGAGAAAUGCACCAUUGCCUGGAAAUCACCCCUGCAAGAUGGAGGUAGCGAUGUUUCCCACUACAUUGUUGAGAGGAGGGAAACCAGCCGACUGGUUUGGACUGUAGUUGAACAAAAAGUUCAGACACUGAACCUGAAGAUCACAAAACUUCUCCCUGGUAAUGAGUACAUCUUCAGAGUGAUUCCAGUCAACAAAUACGGAGUUGGUGAGCCGCUAGAAUCUGAGCCGAUGAUCGCCAGAAAUCAGUUUGUCACUCCCGAUUCACCGACAGAUGUAGAAGUCUCCACAAUCACCAAGGACUCUAUGGUGGUGACCUGGGAUAGACCGACUAACGAUGGUGGCAGCUCCAUCCAUGGAUACAUCGUUGAGAAACGUGACAAGGACGGUGUGAGAUGGACCAGGUGCAACAAGCGGACAGUGAGCGAGCUGCGCUUUAGAGUGACAGGGCUCCUAGAAAACCACAGCUAUGAAUUCAGAGUUUCUGCUGAAAAUGCUGCUGGAGUUGGAACACCCAGUGCUCCCACGGUGUACUACAAAGCAUUGGAUCCCGUCUUCAAAGCAGGCCCACCAAACAACCCCAAGGUGGUGGACACAUCUAGGUCCACUGUUUCCCUGACGUGGAGCAAACCCAUCUAUGAUGGUGGCUGUGAGAUUCAGGCUUACAUUGUUGAGGCCUGCAAUUCAGCAACUGAUGAGUGGUUUAUGUGCACUCCUCCAACUGGAAUCACAGACACCAAGUUCACGGUAAAAAAGCUUCUGGAGAAGAACGAAUACCAAUUCAGAGUUUGCGCCAUCAACAAAGUUGGUGUCGGGGAGCAUGCUGAUAUCCCAGGAAGGAUUCUGCUGGAGGAAAAGCUGGAGGCUCCGGAUCUUGACUUAGAUAGUGACAUGAGAAAGAUGAUCAACAUUAGAUCAGCAAGUACCCUCAGGCUGUUUGUCCCCAUGAGAGGUCGUCCAGCUCCUGAGGUGAAAUGGGGAAAGGCUGAGGGUGAAAUUAAAAAGACUGCCCUAAUUGACAAUACGAGCAGCUAUGCUUCACUUGUCAUUGAGAAUGUUGACAGAUUUGACACAGGCAAGUACACCCUGACUGCAGAGAAUGCCAGCGGAGUGAAGUCGGUCUUCAUCAGUGUCAGAGUCUUGGAUUCACCUGGCCCACCGGCUAACUUCUUGGUGAAAGAGAUCACCAAGAAUUCCGUCACUCUCACAUGGGAGCCUCCACAUCUGGAUGGCGGCUCAAAGAUCAAGCAUUAUAUUGUUGAGAAGCGUGAGAGCACUAGGAAAGUUUAUUCUCCCAUCACCACCUGCAACAAGAUGUCAUGGAAGGUUGAGCCGCUUCCAGAGGGUGGAAUCUUCUUUUUCAGAGUCCUGGCUGAGAAUGAAUAUGGUGUGGGUCUCCCUGCUAAAACCAUAGAGCCACUUAAGAUAUCUGAAAAGCCUCAGCCCCCUGGUAAAGUCACUGUGGUUGACGUCACUUGUAGCACCGUAACUCUUACCUGGGAGAAGCCUGAGCAUGACGGCGGCAGUAGGAUCAAUUACUACGAAGUUGAAUUGGCACCUAAGGACAGCGAGAAUUGGUCCCUGUGCGCCAGUGGAAAAGCAUUGGAGACUGUAGUGACAAAUCUUCUCAAGGGCGAGGAAUACCAGUUCAGAGUUUUUGCCGUAAAUGACAAGGGCAAAAGUGACCCCAGACAACUGGCUCAAUCUGUUUUAGCUAAGGACCUUGUUAUUGAGCCUUUCGUUAGACCCCACAUGAGCACCUACAGUGUGCAGGUGGGGUAUGACCUGAAGAUUGAGGUGCCAGUUGCAGGUCAUCCCAAGCCAACCAUCACGUGGACAAAGGAUGGAGCAGCCUUCAAGCAGACCACCAGAGUUAACGUCACUGACUCGGCACGUCACACCACCCUCACCAUAAAAGAUGCCACCAGAGAGGAUGGAGGCAUGUACAGCAUCAAUAUUGUCAAUACCCUGGGUUCUAAGGAUGCCACUAUUGAGGUGAUUACCCUGGACAAACCAGGCCCACCAACAGGCCCUGUCAAAUUUGAGGAUGUCAGUGCUGAGAGUAUGACUCUUAACUGGGAGCCUCCGACAUAUACGGGUGGUUGUCCCAUCUCCAACUAUGUUGUUGAAAAGAGAGACACCACAACAACUAACUGGAUAGUCUUAUCUGCCACUCUGGCUAGGACCACGCUAAAAGUGAGCAAUCUGAAGACUGGCAGUGAAUACCAGUUCAGGAUCUAUGCUGAGAACAGAUUGGGAAAGAGUUAUGCAAUCGAUUCAGAGGCUGUUGUGGCUCAGUAUCCGUUCCAGGAGCCCGGCCCUUCGGGCACGCCCUUCGUGUCCACAUACUCUAAAGACUACAUGGUGGUUGAGUGGCACAAACCUCCAUCGGAUGGCGGAAGUGCCAUUUUGGGCUACCAUCUGGAGAGAAAAGAGAAGAACAGUAUCCUCUGGACCAAGAUUAACAAAAUGCUCAUCCAAGACUGCAGGUACAAAUCUGCUCCUCUGGAGGAAGGCAUUGAGUACGAGUACAGAGUCUAUGCUGAGAAUAUUGUUGGCAUUGGAAAAUGCAGCAAAGUCUCUGAGGUUUAUGUAGCCCGUGACCCGUGUUAUCCUCCUGGCCGCCCUGACGCCGUGAUCGUGACCAGGCACUCGGUGAAGCUGAGGUGGACGGCUCCUGAGUAUAAUGGUGGAAGCCUCAUCACUGGCUAUGUUGUGGAGAAACGCAACCUUCCUGAGGGAAAGUGGAUGAAGGCCAGCUUUGCGAAUGUCAUUGAACACGAAUUUACAGUGACCGGUCUGACGGAAGACAGUAAAUAUGAUUUCCGUGUCAUUGCGAGGAAUGCAGCUGGUGCUGUCAGCAAGCCCUCUGAGAGUACAGGAUGCAUCACAGCCAAGGAUGAAAUUGAGCAACCUAAGUGUGAGACAGACUCCAUGUACAACCAAACCAUUGUCAUCAACGCUGGAGAGACUUUCAGUCUGGAGGCCAGUGUGGAGGGAAAGCCCGUCCCCAAAGCGCAGUGGUUCAAGGGAAAUGUUGAAGUUGAAAACUCGGCAAGAGCCGAGAUCAAAAACACAGAUUUUAAGGCUUUGCUCGUUGUGAAGGACGCCAUCAGAGUGGAUGGUGGACAGUACACGCUUGUUGUGACUAAUGUGGCUGGAAGUAAGACUGUCCCAUUCAGCGUGAAGGUCCUGGACAGACCAGGUCCCUCAGAGGGGCCUCUCACCGUCAGCAAUGUGACUGAGGAAAAGUGCUCCCUGUCAUGGUUGCCCCCCAGGCACGAUGGAGGAGCUAGCAUUUCUCACUACGUCAUUCAGAAGAGAGAAACCAGCCGCCUGGCGUGGACCGUAGUCUCCAGUGACUGCGGAGCUACCAUGUUCAAGGUUACCAAACUGUUGAAGGGCAACGAGUACAUCUUCAGAGUCAUGGCUGUCAAUAAAUACGGCACGGGCGAGCCUCUUGAAUCACUGCCAGUCAUCAUGAGAAAUCCAUUUGUUCCCCCCGGCUCACCUCAGGAGCUUGAGAUCACUAACAUUACCAGAGACUCCAUGACCGUCUGCUGGAACCGCCCGGAGGCAACUGGAGGCAGUGAAAUUGUUGGUUACAUCGUUGAGAAGAGAGACAGAGCUGGAGUGAGAUGGACCAAGUGCAACAAGCGUAGAGUGACAGACUUACGUUUCAGAGUGACGGGACUGACUGAGGACCAUGAAUAUGAAUUCAGGGUAUCUGCUGAGAAUGUAGCUGGAGUGGGUCUACCAAGCCCGUCUACAUCUUACCUCAAGGCCUGUGACCCCUCCUUUGAACCGGGCUGUCCCUCCAAUGCCCACGUAGUCAAUGUGACUAAAAACACCAUCGGUUUGGCCUGGCACCGGCCCAUCUAUGAUGGUGGUUGUGAGAUUCAAGGAUAUGCUGUGGAAAUUACUAAGGCCGAUGAAGAGGAAUGGAGCAUAUGCACUCCACCAACUGGAGUCAGUGAAACCAAGUUUACCAUCACUAAGCUGACAGAGCACCAGGAAUACAAGGUGCGCAUAUGUGCCAUCAACAAGCUGGGUGUGGGUGAGCCCACCGAGGUCGAAGGAGUCGUGAAACCAUUGGAUAAGCUCGAUCCUCCUGAGGUGAUUCUGGAUGCAGAGCUAAGGAAAGGAAUAGUUGUCCGUGCAGGGGGCUCAAUGAGAAUCUGCAUUCCAUUCAAAGGCCAUCCUACUCCUGAGAUCAGCUGGGCCAAGGAGGACAGAGCAUUGCCCAGUAAAGCUCGGAUAGACUCUAAUGAAGAAUGCUCACAGCUCUCCAUUGAUAUCUGUGACAAAUAUGAUGCUGGAAAAUACAUCCUCAACUUGGAAAAUACCGCAGGCACCAAAUCAGCUUUUGUUUCCGUUAAAGUUUUGGACACCCCAGGGGCCCCUCUGAAUCUGACCGUAAAAGACAUUAAGAGGGAAAGUGUCACUUUGACCUGGGAGCCUCCUCUUAUUGAUGGAGGUGCAAGAAUCAAGAAUUACCUGGUUGAAAAGCGUGAGUCCAACAGGAAGGUAUACUCCAGCGUGGACAGCAAAUGCACAAAGACGAGCUACCGUAUCACUGGCCUCACUGAGGGGCAAAUCUACUAUUUCAGAGUCUUGGCGGAGAAUGAGUUUGGUGUUGGACAGCCAGCUGAGACAGAAGACUCGGUUAAGACCUCUGAGUCUCCUCUACCAGUUGGUAAAGUCACUUUAACUGAAGUCUCCAAAACAUCUGCCUCCUUCUCCUGGGAGAAGCCAGACCAUGAUGGCGGCAGCCGGAUUAUCGGCUACUACAUCGAGAUGCAGCCGGUGGGUUCAGAAGAGUGGGUGGUGGCCGCCACAACCAAAGCUUGUGAGGGCACUGUCACAAGCCUAAGUGCUGGGCAUGAGUACCUCUUCAGGGUGUCGGCCUUCAAUGAAAAGGGCAAGAGUGACCCCAGGGCUCUGGCUGCACCAGUCACUGCCAAAGACGUUACUACCAUGCCCGGCUUUAAGAUGGCAUUCCACACUUACAGUGUACAGAACGGUGAGGAUCUGAAGAUAGAGAUUCCAGUGAUUGGGCGCCCUGUUCCCAUUGUCGAAUGGAAGAAGGACGGACAAGCUCUUAAGGAGACCACUAGACUAAACGUAUCCAGCACACUGUCAUCUACUAAGCUGUGCAUCAAGGACGCAAAUAGGGAGGAUUCGAGUAAAUACACCAUCACAGCCACCAGCAGUGUUGGUACAGCUUCAGAGGAGAUCACCGUCGUCGUCCUGGAAAAGCCCGGCCCACCCACAGGCCCUGUAAAGAUUGAGGAGGUGAGCUCCAACUACGUCAACCUCUCGUGGGAGCCACCAGAGUAUACUGGAGGCUGUCAAAUCAACAACUACAUUGUGGAAAAGAAAGAUACCACCACAACAGCAUGGCAGAUUGUGUCUGCCACCAUUGCCAGAACAACCAUUAAAGUAACCAACUUAAAGACUGGAACUGAGUAUCAAUUCAGAGUGUCUGCUGAGAAUAGAUAUGGAAAGAGUUCUGCCAUUGUCUCUUCCAAUGUUAUUGCCCAGUAUUCAUUCAGUGAGCCUGCUGCUCCUGGAACACCAACUGUUUCUGCUGCAACCAAGGAGAGCAUGGUUGUUGAGUGGAAAGCCCCUACCAACAACGGAGGUAGCCCAGUCAUAGGCUAUCACCUGGAGAGAAAGGAGAAGAACAGCCUCUUGUGGACCAAACUCAACAAGCUUCUAAUCCCAGAUGCACGUUUCAAGACUUCAGACCUGGAGGAAGGAAUUGAGUAUGAAUUCAGAGUUUAUGCUGAGAACAUUGCUGGAAUCAGCCCCGUUAGCAAGGUCUCCGAGAGCAGAGUAGCCAGGGACCCCUGUGACCCACCAGGCACUCCCGAGGCCAUUGAUAUCACCAGAAAUCAUGUGACGCUUCAGUGGACAAGUCCUCAAUAUGAUGGAGGCAGUAGAAUCACUGGCUAUGUGAUUGAGAGGAAGAAGCACCCAGAUACCCGCUGGAUGAAGGCCAGCUUCACCAACAUCAUUACUACCCAGUACACACUCACCGGCCUGACUGAGGGCUGUGUUUACGAGUACAGAGUCAUUGCCAGGAACGCUGCUGGGAUCUUCAGCCGACCUUCUCAGGGCACAGGAGAGAUUACUGCCAAAGAUGACAUUGUGGCUCCAGAGGCCAACAUGGAUUCUAAAUUCCAGAAUACUACUGUCGUUAGUGCCGGUGAGACGUUUGUCAUCGACGCUGAUUAUACUGGCAUGCCUCUGCCUGAAGUCUUUUGGUUAAAAGAUGGGAAAGAGAUUGACAAACUCACACCGAGAAUGGAGGUCAACACCACCCUCACUCGUACUAUCCUGACAGUCAAGGACUGCAUCAGAGUGGACGGUGGCCACUUUUCCCUUAAACUUGUCAAUGUAGGAGGAGUCAAGAUGGUCCCAGUUAAUGUUAAAGUUCUGGAUAGACCUGGUCCUCCAGAUGGUCCACUGGAAGUCAAAGGGGUCACAGCGGAAAAAUGUUAUCUGCACUGGAACCAUCCCUCACACGAUGGUGGAGCCAGCAUCUCUCACUACAUCAUUGAGAAGAGGGAGACUAGUCGUUUGUCGUGGACCGUUGUCGAGCCCAAGAUUCAGGCCAUCAGCUACAAAAUCACAAAACUGCUGCCUGGCAAUGAAUACAUAUUUAGAGUCACUGCUGUGAACAAAUAUGGUGUUGGUGAACCUUUGGAAUCUGGGCCUGUUAUUGCUCGUAACCCCUUCACCGUUCCCAGUGCCCCCUCCACCCCGGAGACCAGCGCUAUCACCAGGGACUCCAUUGUGCUUACAUGGGAGAGACCGGAGCACAAUGGUGGAGCCGAGAUUGAAGGCUACAUCCUUGAAAAACGUGAUAUGGAUGGCAUCAGAUGGACUAAGUGCAAUAAGAAGAGACUGAGUGACCUGCGUUUCAGGUGCAGUGGCCUAACAGAGGGACACUCCUAUGAAUUCCGGAUCUCAGCUGAAAAUGCUGCUGGUGUGGGAAAGCCCAGUCCACCAACUGAUUACAUCAAAGCCUGUGAUGCCAUUUAUCCACCAGGUUCUCCGAAUAACCCCAAAGUCACCAACCAUUCAAGCAGCACAGUUUCCCUGUCCUGGUCCAGGCCCAUCUAUGAUGGUGGAGCACCGAUAAGCGGAUAUGUUAUUGAAAUGAAGGAGGCGGCCGGCGAUGAAUGGAUCACCUGCACACCGCCCACUGGUGUUCCGGCUACUCACCACACUGUAAAGCAUCUGAAGGAGAAUGCAGAGUACAACUUCCGCAUCUGCGCCGUUAACUGUGAGGGAGUAGGAGAUCACGUGGACCUAUCUGGUUCUGUGAUCGCAGCAGAGAAGCUGGAGGCCCCUGAAAUAGAACUGGAUGCGGACCUGAGGAAGAUGGUCAAUGUUCGUGCCUCCGCCACUCUGCGUCUGUUUGUGCCUAUCAAAGGAAAGCCGGAGCCAGAGGUCAAAUGGUCAAAGGCCGAGGGCGCUUUGAAUGAGCGGACCCAGAUUGAAGUCACAAGCUCUUACACAAUGCUGAUGAUUGAGAAUGUCGAUAGAUUCGACACCGGAAAAUAUGUACUGAACCUGGAGAACCUCAGUGGUUCUAAAUCAGCCUUCAUCAAUGUCAGAGUACUGGACUCCCCCAGCGCUCCUACCAACCUGGUGGUUAAGGAUGUAAAGAGAACUAGUGUCUCUCUCUCCUGGGAGCCUCCCUCAAUAGAUGGUGGGGCUAAGAUAUCCCACUAUAUUGUUGAGAAGAGGGAACAGAAGAGAAUGGCCUUCACAAGUGUUUGCACCAACUGUGUGAGGAACUCCUACCUGAUUUCUGACCUGCAGGAGGGAGGCCGAUACUAUUUCCGCGUGUUGGCUGUGAACGAGCUGGGAGUGGGUCUGCCUGCCUCCACAGAUCAAGUCAAGGUGGCCGAGGCUCCUUUGCCUCCUGGGAAGAUUGUCCUGGUUGAUGUAACUCGUCAUACGGUCUCUCUUUCCUGGGAGAAGCCCGAUCACGAUGGAGGCAGCAAGAUUACAAACUUCAUUGUUGAGAUGCAGCCAAAGGGAGAAGACAAAUGGUCUGUGUGCAGUGAAGUCAAAGCACUGGAAGCUACAAUUGGUGGACUCACAACUGGUGAGGAAUAUUCCUUUAGGGUCAUUGCUGUCAAUGAUAAGGGGAAGAGUGAUGCUAAGCCUCUGGCCACCCCCGUGCUUGUGAAGGACUUCACGAUGGAGCCCGUCAUCAAGCUGUUGUAUGACACAUACAGCGCAAAAGCGGGAGACGACCUGAAGAUCGAUGUUCCCUUCAGAGGCAGACCGCAGCCGGAGGUCUCCUGGAAAAAGGACGGCCAAGUGCUUAAGCAGACAACAAGGGUUAAUGUCCUCACUUCAAAGACCUCAUCCAAGAUUGUCAUAAAGGAUGCAACCAAGGAUGAUGUCGGGAAGUAUGUGAUUACUCUUACAAACUCAGUUGGCACCACCACAGCUGCAAUAUCAGUUAUAAUCCUGGACAAACCUGGCCCGCCCAGCAACAUUAAGAUGGAUGAGGUGAGCGCUGACUUCAUCUCUCUGUCAUGGGAUCCUCCAACCUAUUAUGGUGGAUGUCAAAUCAACAACUAUGUUGUGGAGAAGAGAGACACUACCACAACGUCAUGGCAGAUUGUCUCGGCUACAGUAGCCAGGACAUCAAUCAAGGUGACUCGUCUCUCUCAGGGAACAGAGUAUCAGUUCCGCGUUGCAGCUGAGAACCGUUACGGCAAGAGUUCUGCAAUUGACUCCGCUCCCGUUACUGCUCAGUAUCCCUUCGAGCCUCCUGGCCCUCCAACCAAUGUCCAUGUCUCCCAUGCCACCAAGUAUGGCAUGCUCGUGGUAUGGGGCAGACCUGCCACGGAUGGUGGCAGCCCUGUAACUGGUUAUCACAUUGAAUGCAAAGACCAAAGCAGCAUCCUCUGGACCAAGGUCAACAGAGGUCUGCUGGCUGAGAACCAGUUUAAAAUGACAGGCGUUGAAGAAGGCCUGCUGUAUCAGUUUAGAGUCUACGCUGAGAAUAUGGCUGGAAUUGGUCCUUGCACUAAAGCCAGUGACCCUGUUCCAGCCCGGGAUCCAUGUGAGUCUCCACGUAAUCUUAGAGUCACCAACAUCACCAGAACCUCAGUUUCCCUCUUCUGGGAGAAGCCAGAGUAUGAUGGCGGAAUAAUGGUGACCGGGUACAUUGUUGAGCGUAAAGAACUUCCCAACGGCCGCUGGCUUAAAUGCAACUUCACCAACGUGCAAGACACCUACUACGAUGUCACAGGCCUCACAGAAGAUGUCCAAUAUGACUUCCACGUCAUUACUAAGAAUUCUGCAGAGCUGUUGAGUGCUCCCUCGGAGAGCACUGGUCCUGUCACAGUCAAGGAUGAUGUUGACCCUCCCACUAUUAUCCUGGAAGAUAAGUUCAGACAGCUGGUUGUCACGAAGGCUGGAGAGAUCAUUCGAAUUGAUGCAGAAAUCACGGGCCGUCCACUCCCAGUCGUAUCAUGGUCAAAGGAUGGGAAGGAGAUUGAGGAGAAGGCCAGGUGUGAAGUCACCUCCACCAACUUUGCAACGACGUUGAUUGUAAGAGACGCUAUUAGGAGGGACUCGGGCCAGUACGUGCUGACCUUGCACAAUGUUGCAGGAACCAGGUCUGUUGCUAUCAACUGCAAAGUUCUGGACCGACCUGGACCUCCCUCUGGACCGUUGUCGGUCGCCGGUCUGACGGGCGAGAAAUGCACCAUAAACUGGGGCCCCCCCCAGGAGAACGGCGGAGCGGAGGUUAUGCACUACAUUGUGGAGAAACGCGAGACCAGUCGUCUCACCUGGACUCUUGUCUAUGGUGACAUGAAGGCAACCACCUGUAAAGUGACCAAGCUGCUCCGAGGAAACGAGUACAUCUUCAGAGUCCGGGGGGUCAACAAAUACGGGGAUGGUGAGGCCCUGGAGAGUGAGCCAACAAGGGCCGUAAAUCCUUUCACUGUGCCCGCCCCUCCCACUAAUGUACAGGUCACCUCAAUUACCGCCGAGGCUAUGACCAUUUGCUGGGAAAGACCAGUAUCUGAUGGCGGCAGCAGUAUCUCUGGCUACGUCAUUGAAAAGCGUGAAAAGACCGGCCUUCGCUGGUGCCGUGUCAACAAGAAACCUGUUUAUGACCUCAGAGUCAAAGCUUCACACCUUCGGGGCGGCGGUGAGUACGAGUACAGAGUGUUUGCAGAGAACUCCGCAGGCCUCAGUGCUCCCAGCGCGGUCUGCCCACUGACAAAGGCUGAAGACCCUCUGUUCCUGCCUUCACCUCCCGCUAAGCCAAAGAUCAUCGACUCUACAAAGACGACAGCCACCCUGUCAUGGAAUAAGCCACUAUUUGAUGGUGGAUCCCCUGUGACCGGCUACAGAGUCAAAUACAGGAAUACUGCAGAUGAUGAAUGGAUUACUGCUGUCCAGAAUACCAAGAACACAGAGUUUACAGUGGUGGGAUUGACACCUGGGGCAGAAUAUGUGUUUGUUGUUAAAUCCAUUAACAAGAUCGGAGCCAGCGAGCCCAGUCCUGAAUCUGACAAACAGGUUGCCAAAGAAAGAGAGGAGGAGCCAGUCUUUGACAUCAGCAACGAUAUGAGGAAGACUCUUAUUGUGAAGGAUGGUAGCUCAUUCACCAUGACAGUACCCUUCAGAGGCAAACCCAUCCCCGCUGUAUCGUGGACUAAGCCUGAUAUUGAUCUUAGAGUUCGUGCUGUCAUUGACACCACAGACAGCUUCACCUCCAUCACCUUAGAGAAAGCAACUCGCGAUGACUCUGGCAAAUACACCAUCACCUUGUCUAGCGUAGCUGGAACAGCCACCUUGACACUCAACGUCAGAGUGUUGGAUUCCCCUGGACCUCCUGCCCAUGUACAGGUUAAGGACGUGACCAGGACCUCUGCCACUGUAACUUGGGACACCCCUGAGAAUGAGGGAGGAGGACCGGUCAAGAACUACCUUGUUGAUAUCCGUGAGGCCAGCAAAAAGGGCUGGACCAGGUUGACUGACACUUGCAGCAGACUGACAUACAAGGUGAUGGACGUGCUGGAGGGCGGAGUCUACUUCUUCAGAGUGACAGGCGAGAACGAGUACGGUGUCGGUGUUUCCGCUGAGACCAAAGACGCCACCAAGAUCACAGAAAAACCAAGCCCACCACCAAAGCUGGGUGUGACUGAUGUUACCAAGGAGAGUGUGUCCCUUGUCUGGGCUAAACCAGAACACGACGGAGGCAGCAGAGUUACUGGAUACUUGGUGGAAGCUCUGGAGAAUGGCCAGGAGAAGUGGGUUAAGUGUGGGCUGACCAAGUCCGUCCACUUCACAGUGUCUGGUCUGAGGGAGAAUGCUGAGUACUUCUUCAGAGUCAGAGCAGAGAACCAUGCUGGCUUCAGUGACAUUAAGGAAAUGCUCACCCCAGUAGUGGUCAAAGACCAGCUUGAAUCCCCCGAGAUCAACAUGAAGGACUUCCCCCACAACACAGUGUAUGUGAGAGCCGGCUCCAACCUCAAGUGUGAGAUCCCACUGACGGGCCGGCCCAUGCCCAAAGUCUCUCUGUCCAAGGAUAACGUCCCGCUCAAGUCAACAAUGAGGUUCAACUCUGAGGUCACCCCUGAUGGCAUCAAGAUCACUCUGCGGGAGAGCAUUGCUGGAGACUCCGGACGCUACGACAUCACUGCCUCCAACUCCAGUGGAACCACCAAGUCCUUUUUGAAUAUAAUGGUCCUGGACCGCCCCAGUGCUCCGGUUGGACCCGUGGAGCUCUUUGACGUCACAGAGGACAGCGUGAGCCUCAAUUGGUUGCCACCCGUAUAUGAAGGUUGCAGCCCCAUCACCAACUACAUCGUCCAGAAGAGAGAGACCACCACUGCCAACUGGAUGGAUGUCUCUUCUGCUGUGGCCCGCUGCACCAUGAAGAUCAUGAAGCUGACCACCGGCCUGGAGUACCAGUUCAGAAUUAGGGCUGAGAACAGAUAUGGAAUCAGCGAGCACAUUGACUCGCCGGCCGUCACUGUCAGCCUGCCUUACACUCUUCCUGAUGCUCCAUCAACUCCAGAGGUCACUCGCGUAACCAGGGAGACCAUCACGGUAGCCUGGAAGGAGCCCCAGUCGGACGGCGGAAGCCACGUGUUCGGCUACCACCUCCAGAUGAAAGACCGCAACAGCCUCAUUUGGCAGAAGGUCAACAAAAUGGUGAUCCGUGCAAAUCACUACAAGGUCAUCAACAUCUAUGCUGGACUUAUUUACGAGUUCAAGGUGGCAGCAGAGAACGCGGCCGGAGUCGGUGCCUUCAGCAAGCUGUCUGAUGCAGUGUUGGCUAUUGAUGCCUGUGAGCCGCCCACCGACCUCCGUAUAAGUGACAUAACCAAGAACUCCAUCAGCCUGGUCUGGCAGAGGCCGAACUACGACGGCGGCUCCCCAAUCACCGGUUACGUUAUUGAGAAGAGAGAUAGCGGGAACGCCAGGUGGUUCAAGGCCAACCUCGGCAAUGUCUCAGAAAGCCGCUUCACUGUGACCGGCCUGACCCAGGACGAGACGUACGAGUUCAGAGUCAUGGCCAAGAACGCCGUGGGCUCGGUGAGCAACCCGUCCAUGACAGCUGGACCGGCCACAUGUGUGGACACCUACGGUGCUCCGGAGAUUGAAAUACCUCAAGAGUACUUCAGCGAAGUCAAGCACAUGGCCGAAUCCAAUGUGGAGCUCAAGUUUAAUAUCACAGCCAAACCUGCUCCCACCAUCGAGUGGUUUAAGGACGGCAGAGAGCUUGAGAAAACCGCCCAGCUCUCUUUCAAACACACAUUCGAGUCCACCAGUUUGUUCCUGAAGGAAACCACUCGCCACAACUCUGGAGUGUACGAGGUGAAGGUGAAGAACUCCAUGGGGACGGCGAGCGGCACCGUCAGGCUGGUCAUUCAAGACAAGCCAGGCCCCCCCGAUGGAGAGAUUCAGCUUAAGAAGGUGACAGCCGACAACAUCACCAUCAUGUGGUCGCCUCCUGCUGACGAGGGCGGCGCCAUGGUGACGCACUAUAUUGUGGAAAAGAGGGAGACCAGCAGGGUCAUGUGGUCCAUCAUCUCAGAGAAAUUGGUGGACUGCAUUGUUAACGUGCCCAGGCUCAUCCAGGGCAAUGAGUACAUCUUCAGGGUCCGUGGAGUCAACAAGUACGGCGUCGGGGAACCACUGGAGUCCCAACCUGUAGUCGCAAAGAACUCAUUUGUUGCUCCUAGUGAGCCGUCCAAGCCCAAAGUGACCAUGAUCACCAAAUCCACCAUGACGGUGAUCUGGGAAAGGCCGGCGUUGGAUGGAGGCAGCGACAUCGACGGCUACUACCUGGAAAAGAGGGAGAAGAAGAGUCUGCAGUGGUUCAAGGUGGUGAAGGGCACCAUCAGAGACACCAGGCAGAAAGUCACCAACCUGUCAGAGAACAACGAGUACCAGUACAGAGUGUGUGCUGUCAACAAGGCUGGAGCAGGAAACUACUCUGAGGCUUCUGACCUCUACAAGGCCUACGACCCCAUCGAUCUGCCUGGUGAGCCAUCCAAGCUGCGUGUGGUGGACUCCACAAAGACCUCCAUCACCCUCGGCUGGGAGAAGCCCGUCUAUGAUGGCGGCAGUGAAGUCACACACUACGUUCUGGAGCAGCUGAACACAGAGGAAAAGGAUUGGGUGACCGUCAACCCGCAGGUCAAGACCUGCGAGUACGUCGUGUCUCACCUCAAACCAGGAAGCUACUACUUCUUCAGAGUCUUUGCUGUCAACUGCAAGGGCAAAGGAGAAGACAUCAAAAUGUACCAGCCUGUGCAGGCCAAAGAUAUAUUGGAGGAGGCUGAUUUGGACUUGGACGUUCCCAUGAAGACUCAGUACACCGCCAGGGCGGGCAGGGACGUGCUGGUGUUUAUCCCCCUGAAGGGACGGCCCACCCCCAACGUUACAUGGCGCCGCUGCGACCGCAACAUCGCAGCCGACAACCGCUACACCAUCACCAACACUGAACGGGCCACCACCCUGCUCAUCCCCAAGGUCACGCGUGACGAUCGCGGCAAGUACCUGCUGGAGAUUGAGAACGGCGUGGGAGAACCCAAGAUAAUCUCCGUCUCCCUGAAGGUUCUGGACAGUCCGGCCACCUGCCAGAAACUGAUGGUCAAGAACGUGACCAGAGGAAAGCUCACCCUGAGUUGGGAGGCUCCUCUCAUUGAAGGCGGUUCGCCGGUCACUCAUUACAUCGUGGAGAAGAAGGCCUCCACAAUGAAGGCCUACCAGGUGAUAAAUGCCGAAUGGGCCAACACUUCUUACAAGGUGUCGGGCCUAGAGGAGGACAUAGCUUACUUCUUCCGUGUGUCUGCUGAAAAUGAGUACGGUGUGGGCGACACCUGCGAAACCAGCGAGCCUGUAAGAGCCACGGAGACACCAGGAGCCGUGAAGAACCUUGUGAUGGCGGACUCCACAAAGUCCUCUGUUACCCUGCAGUGGACCAGACCCGACCACGAUGGUGGCAGCUACAUCACCGAAUACGUCAUCGAGAAGAGAAGCUCGGAAGAAGCCAACUGGUCCUUGGCAGCGACAUGCAAGCGCUUGAACUGUGAAGUGACGGGACUCAAGGAGAACGCCGUCAUGGACUUCAGAGUGUUUGCCAAGAACGAGAAGGGCAACAGUGACUUCUCCAUGAUCACUGACAUCCCAGUGAUUGACUUCAUCAUUCAACCCGAAGCCAGUCUAAGUGACUACCCCAACGGUGAGCUAGCUGUUCGUGUUGGCCAGAACAUCCACAUUGAGCUGCCCUUCAAGGGUAAACCACGACCUGCAAUCAGCUGGCUAAAGGACAACUUGCCCCUGAAGGAAAGUGAUAAGAUCCGCUUCAGGACCACUGACAACAAGACCGCAGUCACAGUCAGAGGAGCCAAGAAGGAGAAUGCCGGCCAGUACACCUUGGUUCUGGACAACAGAGUGAUAAAGAAUUACUUUGACAUCAAUGUGACCACUCUGGGGCCCCCCUCAGUGCCGGUUGGACCCAUCCGCUUCGACGAGAUUAAAGCUGAGAGUAUCAUAAUUUCCUGGGACGAGCCGAAGGAGGACGGAGGUGGAGAGAUCACCUGCUACAGCGUGGAGAAGCGUGAGAUCUCUCAGUCCAACUGGAAAAUGGUCUGCUCCAGUGUCGUCAGGGCCACCUUCAAGAUUCCCAACCUGGUGAAGGGAACUCAGUACCAGUUCAGAGUCCGUGCAGAGAACAAAUACGGUGUCAGCGAAUCACUCACCUCCUCAGAAAUCCUCGCCGAACACCAGUACAAACCCCCGGGUCCGGCAGCGAAGCCGGUAGCCUACAACGUCACCAGCGACGGGAUGACCAUCCGAUGGGAGGCCCCAGGCUUCGACGGAGGCUCCCCCAUUCUGGGCUACCAUGUUGAAAAGAAGGACAGAAACAGCCUCCUGUGGCAGAAGGUGAACUCCUCCAUCAUCUCCAACAAGGAGUACCGGAUCAACGGCCUGAUCGAGGGCCUGGAGUACUCCUUCAGAGUGUACGCCGAGAACAAAGCCGGACUCAGCCCCGUCAGUGAGCAGAGCAAACACGCGCUCGCCAUCUCCCCCGUUGAUCCACCUGGAAACCCCCUCUGCAUUGACGUAACCAGAGACUCGGUCACCCUGCAGUGGGAGAUCCCCAAGAAGGAUGGUGGCAGCAGAAUCGUUGCCUACAGUGUGGAGCGGCGCCAAGGUAGAGGCAAAUGGCUGCGAUGCAACUUCACCGAUAUCUGCGAGACCCAGUACACCGUGACCGGUCUGUCCGCCGGAGACCGCUUUGAGUUCAGAAUCAUCGCCAGGAAUGCCGUGGGCACAGUGAGCCCACCUUCCAACUCCUCUGGAUACAUCAUGACCAAAGAUGAGAGCAUUACCCCUGAGAUCGAGUGGGCUCCAGACCAGGUGACCACCCUGAAGGCUGGUGAGAACAUCAAGCUCAACUGCAGCAUCACUGGGCGUCCCGUCCCCCAGGUCCUCUGGUAUAAGGAUGGCAAAGAGAUCGACAAGAGGACCAUGUAUGACAUUGAGAUUACCAGCGGCAUCGGCGCCAGCAGUCUUUUCAUCCGUGAUGCCGACAGGAACCACCGUGGCAUCUACAGCGUGGAGGCCAAGAACAGCUCCGGCAGCAGGAAAGCUGACGCCAACGUCCGAGUACAAGACACCCCCGGGCCUGUUGAGGGUCCCAUCCGUUUCACCGGUGUCACGGCUGAGAAGUGCACCGUGUGGUGGAACCCACCAGAGAACGACGGCUGCGCCGCCAUCACCCACUACGUGGUGGAGAAGAGGGAGACCUCCAGGAUCUCCUGGGCCUUGGCCUCAUCCAAAUGCGAAGCCUGUUCUUUCAAUGCUGCCAACCUCAUCAAGGGCAACGAAUACCAGUUCAGAAUCUCUGCCGUCAACAAGUUUGGUGUCGGCAAACCACUGGACUCUGAUGCCAUCAUCGCACAGAUGCAGUACACUGUGCCCGAUGCCCCGGGUACCCCAGAUUCAACUCACGUGACUGGAAACAGCAUCACCGUGUGCUGGACCAGGCCCAGGUCGGAUGGAGGUAAUGAAAUCAAGCAUUACAUCCUGGAGAGGAGAGAGAAGAAGAGCCUGCGCUGGGUGAAGGUCUCCUCCAAGAGGCCCAUCACUGAGCUGAGACACCGUGUCAUCAACCUCACCGAGGGCAACGAGUACGAGUUCCGCAUCAUGGCUGAAAACGGUGCUGGAAUCGGACCGGCCAGCAGUACUUCCAGACUCUUCAAAUGCAAGGAGCCGACCAGUGCUCCCAGUGCCCCCACAUUAAUAAAGGUCACAGACUCCACCAAGUCCUCCGUCACCCUGGAAUGGACCAAGCCAGUCUUCGAUGGAGGCCUGGAAAUCAUUGGCUACAAUAUCGACAUGUGCAAGGCCAGCCUGGAGGAGUGGCACAGAGUCAACAACCAGCUGUGCAUCGACACCACUUACACUUCCAAGGGACUGGUUACCGGAGAGUUCUAUAAGUUCAGGGUCAGCGCUGUGAAUGGAUCUGGGGAGGGCGAAGCCUCGGUGAUGGCCAGCUCUGUUCAGGCUCUGGACAGACUCACGUCUCCUGAAAUCCAACUGGACGCCAACUUCAAGCAGACUCACAUCGUGAAGAACGGCGGCACUGUCACCCUUCAAGUCGCCUUCCGCGGCAAACCAGCUCCUCUCGCCACUUGGUCCAAGAUCGAUGGUGAGCUGCCCGUCAUGGGCGAUAUCAGCACCACAGACUCCUCCUCCACGCUGACCAUCGAGGGCUGCACGCGGUACGAAGCGGGCAAAUACGUCCUGUCCCUGGAGAACAACAGCGGGCGCAAGGCCAUCACGUUCACCGUCAAAGUGCUGGACACGCCCGGACCUCCGGGAGCCAUCACAUUCAAGGACGUGAUCCGCGGAGCUUUGACCAUUAUGUGGGACGCCCCCACCAACGACGGCGGAGCCCGAAUCCACCACUACAUCGUUGACAAGCGCGAGGCCAGCCGCCUCGCCUGGCAGGAAGUCAGCAACAAGUCCUCCCGACAGAUGAUCCGGGUAACCGGUCUGGACAUCGGCGUGCCGUACCUCUUCAGGGUGACGGCUGUCAACCAGUAUGGCCAGGGAGAAGCUCACGAGAUGACGGAGCCCAUCAUUGCCACGGAGGAACCCGCCCCGCCCAAGAGACUGGAUGUUGUCGACACCACCAACUCCACAGCCUCCCUGGUGUGGCUGAAGCCCGAGCAUGACGGAGGCAGCCGCAUCAGAGGCUACAUCGUCGAAUUCAGAGCUAAAGGCUCCGACCUCUGGGUCGUUGGUGGAGAGACCAAAUCCCAGAAGAUGCUGUUGGAGGGUCUGGUUUACAACACAGAGUAUGACUUCAGAGUCAAGGCCAAGAACGACGCUGGAGUCAGUGAGCCUCAGGGCACCUUCAGUUCUGUGGUCAUUAAAGAGCCUUGCAUUGAACCAACCGCUGACCUCAGCAGCAUCACCAACCAGCUGGUCACCUGCAAGACCUCCAGCACCUUCACCAUCGACAUCCCCAUCAGCGGCAGGCCGGCGCCAAAGGUCACCUGGAGGCUGGAGGAGAUGAAGCUGAAGGAGACCGACAGGGUGCUCAUCAGCACCACAAAGGAGAGGACCACUCUGGUGGUGAAAGACAGCAAGAGAAGCGACAGCGGAAAGUACUACCUGAGCCUGGAGAACGCUGCCGGCGUCAAGACGUUCACAGUGACCGUGUCUGUUGUCGGCCGACCAACUCCACCCACCGGCCCCGUGGACAUUUCUGGAGUCUCCUCGGAGUCCUGCACCCUGGCCUGGUCCGAGCCAGCCGACGACGGCGGCAGUGACAUCACCAACUACAUCGUGGAGAAACGAGAGUCCGGCUCUGCCUCUUGGCAGGUAGUCAACUCCAGUGUGAAGAGAACCACCAUCAAAGUGACUCACCUCACCAAGUACAUGGAGUACACCUUCAGGGUCUGCGCCGAGAACAAGUACGGAGUCAGCAAGUCCACCGAGUCUGCUUCCGUUGUGAUCGAGCAUCCAUACAUUGCUCCAAGUCCUCCAAGUCGUCCAGAUGUGACAUUCGUGUCCGCCAGCGCCAUCGGCAUCAAAUGGGAGGUGCCGUAUGACGACGGCGGCAGCAAGGUGACGGGCUACUGGAUUGAGAAGAAGGAGAGAAACACCAUCCUGUGGGUGAGGGAGAACAAGCUGCCCUGCCUGGAGUGCCACUACAAGGUGUCCAGCCUGAUCGAGGGCCUGGAGUACCAGUUCAGGGUGUACGCCAUGAACAUCUCCGGAUACAGCAAGGCCAGCGGGGCUUCCAGACCUGUGGUGGCUCUCAAUCCUGUUGAUCCUCCUGGUAAACCCGAGGUGACGGACAUCACCCGGUCCUCCGUGUCCUUGUGCUGGACCGUGCCGCAGAACGACGGCGGCAGCAGGAUCGUGGGCUACGUGGUGGAGAGGAAAGUCCACUGCACGGACGAGUGGGACGACAACCGCUGGCUCAAGUGCAACUACACCACCAUCAGCGAGAACUACUUCACCGUCACCAACCUGGGAGACGGGGAGACCUUCGACUACCGCGUCAUCGCCAAGAACGCCACCGGCGUGCACAGCGCCCCCUCAGAGGUCACCGGGCCGGUCACCUGCAAGGACGAAUACUCUCCCCCUAAAGCCGAGCUGGACGGUAAGCUGCUAGGUGAGACCAUCACGGUCAUUGCCGGCUCUGACCUGGUCCUGGACGGCGCCGUGGGGGGCAAACCGGAGCCCACGGUUUACUGGGCAAAGGGCGACAAGAUUUUGGAGCUGGGUGAGAAAUACUCGCUGACCUACACCGCCAGCAGAGCCAUGGCCGUCAUCAAGAGCUGCGACAGGUACGACACGGGCCGAUACGUCCUGACCGCCAAGAACGCCGGCGGAACCAAGACCGUGGCCGUCAGUGUUAAAGUUCUGGACACUCCCGGGGCUCCGGCGGAUAAGAUCUCCAUCAGCAGAGUGACGGAGGAGAAGUGCACGGUGUCCUGGAAGAUUCCUCUGGAGGACGGCGGAGACACCGUCAGCCAUUACAUCGUGGAGCGCCGCGAGACCAGCCGCCUCAACUGGGCCAUCAUGGAGACGGAGUGCAAGGCGCUGUCCUGCGUCAGCUCCCGGCUGAUCAAGGGCAACGAGUACGUCUUCAGGGUCAGAGGAGUCAACAAGUUCGGGCCCGGAGUUCCUAUCGAGUCUGAGCCCAUCAUCGCCAGGAACGCCUACACCUUCACCUCCCAACCGGGCGCUCCUGAGGCCACUGCGGUGGGCAAGGAGCACGUCGUCAUCGAGUGGCUGAAGCCCGAGAGCGACGGUGGCAGCGAGAUCAAAACCUACCUGGUGGACAAGCGGGAGACGAGCAGCACCAGGUGGACUCGGGUGAACAAGAACUUCACCAUCUACGACACCCGUCUGAAGAUCACGGGCCUGCUGGAGGGAAGCGAGUACCAGUUCAGGGUUACAGCCGUCAACGCUGCCGGAGACAGCCAGCCGAGCGACGCCUCGGCGUACAUCCUCUGCAAAGAACCCACAUAUACCCCAGCUCCUCCAUCGAUGCCUCGCAUUACCGACACCACCAAACACAGCAUCAGCAUGACUUGGACCCGGCCCAUGUACGACGGAGGCUCCGACGUCAGCGGCUACGUGGUGGAGAUCCUGGAGGAGGGAACCGAACAGUGGUACCGCGCCACGAUCAAGGCCCUCAAGACCAACAACUACGUGGCCGCCGGCCUGGCCUCCAACAAGAAGUACAGGUUCAGAGUAGCAGCCAUCAACAGCAAAGGCACCGGGGAGUUCAGCGAAGCGAGCGCCGAGGUGGAGCCGCUGGAGAAGAUCGAAAUGCCCGACCUGGAGCUGGCCGAGGACCUGAAGAAGACGGUGUGUCUGCGCGCCGGAGGAACCAUGCGCCUGCUCGUGUUCGUCAGCGGCCGUCCGGCCCCCGUGGUGAGCUGGAGGAAGACGGGCGUGGAGCUGCAGAGCCGCGGCUACAUCGAGAACACCGACAGCUUCACCGCACUGACGAUGGAGAACAUCAACCGCUACGACUCCGGGAAAUAUGUUGUGGAGGCGGAGAACCCGUCCGGCAAGAAGUCAGCCACCAUCUUGGUCAAAGUCUACGACACGCCUGGUCCUCCAGGUUGUGUGAACGUCAAGGACUACACCAAGGAGUCGGUCGUGAUCACCUGGGACGUCCCGAGCAUCGACGGCGGCGCACACGUCAGCAACUACAUUAUCGAGAAGCGUGACGCCAACAUGAAGUCCUACAAGACCGUCACCACCGAAUGCAGGAAGACGCUGUUCAGGAUCAGCGGCCUGGAGCAGGGCGUGCACUACUUCUUCAGAGUGCUGGCCGAGAACAUCUACGGCAUCGGCGAGCCCUGCGAGACGUCCGAGGCUGUGCUGCUGUGCGAGGUUCCGUCGGCGCCUCAGGACCUGCAGGUCCUUCACGUCACCAAGUCCUCCGUCACGCUGCAGUGGCUGAAGCCGCUGCAUGACGGCGCCAGCAGGCUCACAGGCUUUGUCCUGGAGGCCUGCAAGGUGGGGACGGACAGGUGGAGCGUUGUGGCAACCGUCAAGGCCUCAGUGUCCCAGCACACCAUCCAGGCCCUAACCGAGAAAGAGCAGUACCUCUUCAGGGUCCGAGCCACCAACAGCAGAGGAGCCAGCGAGCCCAUGGACACCGUCACUCCUGUGGUCAUCCAGGACAUCAAGGUGGUGCCGAAGAUCGACUUGUCCAGCAUCCCUCAGAAGAUCGUCCAAGUGCACCGCGGCAAACCCGUGGACCUCAGGAUCCCCUUCAAAGCCGAACCGCAGCCAGUCUGCUCCUGGUUCUUCGGCGGCGUCAAACUGAAGGACAGCCUGGACCGCAUCAAGAUCGACAGCAACGGGAAAUUCACCCACCUCGUCAUCCGCGAGACCACCAUCAACGAUACAGGAAACUACUCGCUGGAGGUGAAGAACGCCGUUGGCACGGCGACUGAGGUCAUCAAGGUCAUCAUCCUCGACAAACCCGGCGUCCCGGUCGGGCCAGUGAGGAUCGAGGAGAACGACGGCGUGUCGGUGACGAUCAGCUGGGACCCUCCGGAGAAGGACGGAGGUGCCAACGUCAGCGGCUACGUGGUGGAGCAGCGCGACGCCCACCGACCAGGCUGGAUCACCGUCUCCGAGUCGGUGACCCGGCCCUGCUUCAAGUUCACCCGCCUCAACGAGGGAACCGAGUACGUGUUCCGCGCCGCCGCCAUGAAUCGCUUCGGCGUCGGCAGCUUCCUGCAGUCUGAGGUGGUGGAGUGCAAGAGCGCUAAGACCAUCCCUGGGGCUCCGAGCAGGCCGGUGGUGCUUGAUGUGACCCACGAGGGCAUGACCCUGACAUGGACACCGCCCGAAGACAAUGGGGGCUCCACCAUCGCUGGCUACAUCAUCGAACGUAAGGAGGCGCGCUCUGACAGGUGGAUGAAAGUCAGCAAGAACCCCGUCACCAUGACCAGGUACCGCUCGUCUGGCCUGAUAGAAGGCCUGGAGUACGAACACCGGAUCACCGCCAUCAAUUCCAGAGGAGCUGGCAAGCCCAGCGAGAGCUCUGACAUCACCGUGGCCAUGGAUCCCAUCGAGCCUCCAGGUCCUCCACUUCAGCCCAGCGUGACUGACACCACCAGAACCUCUGUCUCUCUGGCCUGGCUGCCACCCGAAGAAGAGGGUGGUGCUGUCAUUACUGGUUACUUCAUCGAGAUGCAGAAGGUGGACCAGGUGGAAUGGACACUGUGCAACACCACGCCCACCAAGAUGUGCGAGUACACGCUCACCCACAUGCCUCAAGGCGCCGAGUACAAGUUCAGGGUCGUCGCCUGCAACGCUGGCGGCACUGGAGAGCCCGCUGAUGUUCCUGGAGUAGUUAAAGUCCAGGAGAUGCUCGGUCUUCCCUACUACGAGCUGGAUCACAGGUACGAGGAGGGCUACGUGGUGCGGCAGGGCGGAGUUGUCCACCUGUCCGUGCCCAUCAAGGGAAAACCCAUCCCUACAUGCAAGUGGACCAAGGACGGUCGGGACAUCUCGCACCGGGCUAUGAUCGCCACCCACGAUGACAUCACAGAACUGGUCAUCAAAGAGGCGCACAAAGACGACACCGGUACCUACGACCUGCUGCUGGAGAACAAAUGCGGCAGGAAGGCCGUGUACAUCAAGGUGAAGGUGAUCGGUCGCCCUGACAUCCCGGAAGGCCCUCUGGAGUUUGAUGAGAUUCAGGCCAGAUCGGUCCGGGUCAGCUGGAGGCCACCGUCAGACGAUGGCGGCUCUGACAUUCUGGGAUACAUCGUGGAAAGGCGGGAAGUACCAAAGGCCGCCUGGUGUACAGUGGACUCCCGGGUCACUGAGACCUCCCUGAUGGUGAAGGGUCUAAAGGAGAACGUGCAGUACCACUUCAAGAUCUCUGCCGAGAACCAGUUCGGCAUCAGCAGAUCUCUCAAGUCUGAUGAGGCCGUUACGCCGAAAACACCACUCUGCCCGCCGGAGCCUCCCAGCAACCCGCCGGAGAUCAUGGAUGUGACCAAGACCAUGGUGUCCCUAUCCUGGGCCCGGCCCCGGGACGACGGAGGCUCCCGAGUCACCGGAUACUUCGUGGAAAGGAGGGAGGUGUCGACAGAGAAGUGGGUCCGACACAACAAGACCCACAUCACCACGACCAUGUACAACGUCACGGGUCUGAUCCCCGAUGCAGAGUACGUGUUCAGAGUGCUGGCUCAGAACGACGUGGGGCAAAGCGAGCCUGGUCCCGCCUCAGAGUCUGUGGUCUGCAAGGAUCCGUUCGACAAACCCAGCCAACCAGGAGAGAUCGACAUCAUCUCCAUCACCAAAGACUGCAUCACCAUCCAUUGGCUCAGGCCAGAGGAGGACGGCGGGAAGGAGAUUCUGGGCUACUGGAUUGAGUUUAGGCAGGCGGGAGAAAGUGCCUGGAAGAAAUGCAACAAGGAGCGCUCCAAAGACCGCCAGUUCACCAUGGGCGGCCUGAUGGAGGCCACCGAGUACGAGUUCAGGAUCAUCGCGGAGAACGAGACUGGACUCAGCCGACCUCGCCGCACGUCCAUGGGCAUCAAGACCAAACUUAGCGUUGGUGAGGCUCCAGCUCUGAAGGACGAGAUCGCGGACGUAACCACCAAGCUCGGCGAGUCCGGCACCCUCACCUGCGGCAUCAUCGGCAGACCUCUACCUGAGAUCAGGUGGUACCGCUACGGCAAGGAGCUGAUCCAGAGCCGCAAGUACAAGAUGAGCUCGGACGGCCGUAACCACUCCCUCAGCGUCCUGACAGACGAGCAGGAGGACGAGGGCAGUUACACCUGCAGGGCCGUCAACGAGGCCGGAGAGGUGGAGACCAGUGGGCGGCUGCGACUGCAGGCGGCGCCCCAGUUCCACCCCGGCUUCCCUCUGAAGGAGAAGUAUUUCGCGGGGGCCGGGACCAGCCUCCGCCUCCACGUCGUCUACAUCGGACGUCCCAUCCCCCAGAUCAUGUGGUUCUACGGCAAGAAGCCUCUGAACGCGUCCGAGAAUGUUGUCAUUGAAAACACGGAGAGCUACACACACCUGGUGGUGAGGAAUGUCCAGAGGAAGACCAACGCCGGCCGCUACAAGGUGCAGCUCAGCAACACGUACGGCACCGUGGACACUUCGCUGCGCGUUGAAAUCCAAGAUAAACCGUGCAUCCCUGAGGGCCCCAUCGUUGUCGACGCCCUGCUGAAGAGCUCCAUGGUCAUCAGCUGGAAGGCUCCAAAGGACGACGGAGGCUCCAUGAUCACCAACUACAUUGUGGAGAAACGUGAGGCCAAAGAAGGCGAACAGUGGCAACUGGUGUCCUCCUCUGUUUCUGGCACCACCUGCCGCGUCCCCAACCUGAUAGAGAGCGCCGGCUACUACUUCAGGGUCUCUGCCAAGAACCAAUACGGAGUCAGUGAGUCCCUGGAGAUCCCCUCGGUGGUCAUCGUUAAGAGUCCGUUCGAAAAACCUGGCAUUCCACAACAGCCCUUCAUUAUCAGCUCCACCAAGGACUCCUGUGUGGUCUGCUGGAAGCCCCCAAGCAGCGACGGAGGAGCUAAAAUCUCCAGCUACUACCUGGAAAAACGUGAGAAGAAGCAGAACAAGUGGAUUUCGGUGACCAGCAAGAAGAUGGUUGAGACCAAUUACGAGGUCACAGGGUUGAUCGAAGGCUUUGAGUACGAGUUCCGCGUCAAGUGUGAGAACCUGGGCGGCGAAAGCGACUGGAGCGAGAUCUCAGCGCCAAUCACCCCCAAAUCCGAGCAGUCUCCUCGUGCUCCUGUGUUCAGGGAGGAAAUCAGGGACAUGACCGUCAAAUACCAAGCCAAUGCCACCUUUGUCACCAAGGUGGUGGGAUAUCCCAAACCUUUGGUGAAAUGGUACCGCAGCGGAAAAGAGGUUGAGGCCGAUGGAACCAAGAUUAAAGCCCAGGAGUUCAAGGGAGGCUACUACCAGCUGGUCAUCACUGCUGCUGAGGAGACGGAUGCCACCGUUUACCAAGUCCGGGCAACCAACUCCUCAGGAUCCAUCUCGACAACUGCCAACCUGGAGGUGGAAGUUCCUGCUAAGAUCCACCUGCCCAAGGAGCUCCAGGGAAUGGGAGCAGUCCAUGCUGUCCGUGGUGAUCACAUCACCAUCAAGAUCCCCAUCUCUGGCAAACCGGAGCCGGCCAUCACUUGGCAGAAGGGACAGGAGAUCCUCUCCAAUUCCCCGUACCACCAAGUCAUCACCACGAGGUCUUUCACCUCUCUGGUGUUCCAGAAGGGAAUGGAGAGGAAGGAUACUGGCUACUACAUUUUGAUGGCAAAGAACAGGUUCGGGUCAGACAAGCAAACCAUUGAGGUGAACGUGGCUGACAUACCCGAAGCUCCAAAGGCUCUGGUUGUCAGUGACAUUUCUCGGGACUCCAUCACCUUGACCUGGCAACCACCUGCCAAUGAUGGCGGAAGCGACAUCAUCAACUACAUAGUGGAGAAGUGUCCCACCACUGCUGACAGGUGGAUCCGUGCUGGGCAGACCAGUGACUGCAGCAUUACCAUCAUCAACGUGUUCGGAAAGACCAAGUACCAGUUCCGCCUCAUCGCCGAAAACCGCUUUGGCCUGAGCCCUCCUUCUCCACCAACGGAGCCCAUCAGCACCAAGGAAGACAAGUCUGUGAUCCGGAACUACGACGAGGAAGUGGACGAAACCAGAGAGAUCACCAAGGAGGAGGCUCUGUUCUACAAGGUCAAGGAGCUGUCCUCCAAGUACGUCAUCUCUGAGGAACUAGCUCGCUGCCAGUUUGGAGUGGUCCACCGUUGCACGGAGAUUGCAACAAAGAAGACCUUCAUGGCAAAGUCCAUCAAAGUCAAAGGAACGGACCGCGAGUUGGUUCUCAGAGAAAUUGAAGCUCUCAACGUAGCAAGGCACAUGAAUAUCAUCUACCUGCAUGAGUACUUUGAAAGCAUGGAGGAGAUUGUCCUGAUCUUUGAAUUUGUGUCUGGAGUUGACAUCUUUGAGCGUCUUGGCACAAGCAACUUUGAGCUCACGGAGCAGGAGAUUGUCCGCUACCUGAGACAGGUCUGCUCUGCCCUUCAGUUCAUGCAUAGCCACAACUUCGGCCACUUUGAUAUCCGCCCGGACAACAUCGUCUACACUACGAGGAGGAGCACCACCACAAAGAUCAUUGAGAUGGGCCAGGCCAGGCUGCUGGUGCCAGGAGAAAACAUCAGAAUGCUGUUCUCUGCUCCGGAGUACUGCGCCCCUGAGAUCCACCGCCACGACAUGGUCACAACAGCCACUGAUAUGUGGUCUGUUGGUGUAAUGGCCUACGUGUUGCUCAGUGGCCUCAAUCCAUUUGGGGCAGAGUCCAUCACUCAGAUGGUUGAGAACAUCUCCAACUGUGAAUACAUCUUUGACAGCGAAGCAUUCAAGGACAUCAGCCUGGAGGCCAUGGACUUUGUCGACAGACUCCUGGUCAGGGACAGGAAGCUGCGUAUGACAGCCCACGAGGCCCUGGAGCACCCGUGGCUCAAGAUGAAGAUUGAGAAUGUCAGCAACAAGGUCAUUAGGACAUUGAGACACAGAAGGUACUACCAGUCUCUGGUGAAGAGGACAGAUACUAUUGUAUCUGCAGCUCGUAUUGCCUACGGCGGCGCCUUUAGGAACCAGAGAGGAUUGGCCGUGGGUAAAGUGAAGAUUGGAACCGAGUACCAUGGCCUUCGCACUGGCCCAGUUAUGCACGGUUCUGCUGAAGAAGGCGGCCACGUCAGAUUCACCUGCAGCAUCACCAACUACGACAAGAGCACUCAGGUGUCGUGGUACCACGGUAACCGUCAGCUGCACUCAAGCGCUAAGUAUGAAAUCACAUACAGUAAAGGUUUUGCCAGCAUCUAUGUGAAGGACAUUGAAGAGAGUGAUGAUGGGGUGUACAGAUGCAAGGUGGUGAGUGAUGAUGGAGAGGACAGUGCUAACGGAGAGCUCUUUGUCGAGACGGUGAGGAGCAUCAGAGAGUACUACAUCAGUCGCUCCAUCAAGAAGAUGAGGAGGAGAGUUGACAAGACCAGACUCCUGCAGAGGCCACCCGAGUUUACUUUGCCUCUCUACCAUCGCUCUGCCUACAUCGGCGAAGACGUGCGCUUCGGUGUCACUAUCACCGUGCACCCGGAGCCUCAUGUGACGUGGCUGAAGAAUGGGGAGAGAAUAAAGCCGGGUGAAGAUGACAGGAAGUACACGUUCACCAGUGAUAAGGGUCUCUACCAGUUGAUGGUCCACAACCUGAGUUUAGAUGACGAUGCAGAAUACACCGUCAUGGCUCACAACAAGUUCGGAGAAGACAGUUGCAAGGCGCGUCUCACCGUGGCACCUCAUCCCAUAACUGAGGAGAGCAUGAGGCCGAUGUUCAAACGCCUGCUGGCUAACGUUGACUGUGUUGAGGGACACAGCGUCCGCUUUGAGCUCAGAGUCUCUGGAAGCCCAACUCCGACUCUGAAAUGGCAGAAGGACGGCCGUGCGCUGCAGUUCGGUGCCAAGGUUGUUGUCCUACAGGAGGACGUGGACUGCCACGUCUUGCAUAUCCGAGAUACGCUGCUCGAGGACGCCGGUGUGUACACAGUCACUGCGACCAACUCCGCGGGCUCUGCGAGCUGCCAGGCUACGCUAAAGGUGGACCGCCUUACCUACACCAGGAAAGAGUAUAAGAGCGAAGAGGAGAAAUACAGACACGUACAGAAGCAAAUUGAAAAAACAAACAAGAUGGCCAUGCAGAUUGUGGCCACGGAGGAGCUCGUACCCCUCAACCCAACAGCCCAGGAAGCCAUCAAGUUUGCUGCGGAAAUGUACAAGCCUGCAGUGGGCACCAAGAACGUUGAAGGCGAGUUUGACAUCACGGUGGAGAAGUCCACCACCAAGAAGUUGGAAGAGGAGAGGAGGAUCUUCAUGCCUUAUGAGAUACCAGAGCCUGUGUUCCAUGAUCCCAGAGCUCUGGAUGAGGACAAAGCCAUCAAGCACUUCAUGCCUCUCUCUGACAUGAAGUGGUAUAGAAAACUUAGGGACCAGUAUGAGGUUUCCGAGAAGAUGGAGAGGAUUGUGCAGAAGCGGCAGAGACGCAUUCGCCUCUCCAGGUGGGAGCAGUUCUACGUCAUGCCCCUCCCCAGAAUCACCGACCAGUACAGGCCAAGAUGGCGUAUUCCAAAACUCUCUCUGGAUGACCUGGAGACUGUGAGACCCGCCCGCCGUUCACCAUCUCCUGAAUCCGAGAUCUCCUUCAGAUCCAGAAGGAGAUCUUUGGGAGACAUUAGUGACCAUGAGCUGCUGAUGCCUGUGGAUGACUACCUUUCUGUGAGGAGAACAGAGGAGGAGAAAAUUAUGCUGGAGGACGAACUGGAGUUGGGCUUCUCUGCCUCUCCAACCCACAGUCCUGUCCGCAAGGAGCGACGUGCUAUGGAAGUUGAAGAGAGGGCACAGGACGUGAGGUACGAGGCCAUCGAAUUCGCAGAGAAGAAGAAGAAACGCACGGUUUCUCAGUUCAUGAGGAGGAGACGGUCACUUUCUCCUACGUACAUUGAACUAAUGCGUCCAGUCUCAGAGCUGAUCAGACCGUCACGCUCCCGGCCGCCCGUGGAAGUAGAGGGGGAGGUUGUGGGGAGGAGGUCUCCCACCCCCGAGAGAACCCGCCCCCGCUCUCCCAGCCCCAUCAGGUCCGUUGAGAGGUCAUCCCGCUCGUCCUCCAGGUUUGAGCGGUCUACCCGCUUUGACAUCAUGUCCCGCUACGAGGCCAGAAAGGCCUCCCUGAAGUCAGAGAGGAAAUAUCAGGUGGUGAGCCAGACCCCGUUCAGCCUGGACCACGCGCCCCGUGUGACCGUCAGGAUGCGCUCGCAUCGCAUACCGAUCGGCCAAGACACCAAAUUCACCCUGAACAUCCAAAGCAAGCCAGAGGCCGAGGUCAAGUGGCUCCACAAUGGAACUGAGAUCAGUGCCAGCAGUGAGAAAUACGUCUUCACCAACAUGAGUGGUGUCUUGUCCAUCACCGUUCUGGAGUGUCAGGAGGAGGACAGUGGCACGUACCGCUGUGUCUGCUCCAACUCCAAGGGAGAAGCUUCGGACUAUGCCACCCUAGAAGUGUCAGGUGGCAGCUAUACCACCUUUUCCUCCCGCCGUAGGGACGAGGAUGUCCCCAAAGGAUAUGUCCCCGAAGUCACUAGGAUUGACCACUAUCACACCACCCACUUCAAGGCUGGCUAUGCUUCCCACACCCAGCUUCAGGUGGAGGAGAGCAAGUCUAAGGUCACCGAGACACAUGAGGUUGUGUCCCACGAGAGAUAUGCAGCCUCCUCAGAGAGGUACGAUUCGUCCAUCAAGUAUGCCUCCGCUGAUUACCUGUCAUCUGAGUCCUCCUACUCGUCGGAAGCGUUUUCUCUGGCCGAGAAACGCACCUCGUCUGCUGCUAGAGUGAAGUCCUCUUCAGCUGAGGAAGUUACUGUCCACAAGGUGAAGCCUUCUCUCUCCGCCAAAAUCCUCACCAAGCCCCAGUCUGUGACGGUUGCCGAGGGAGAGACUGCCAGAUUCUCCUGUGAUAUCGACGGGGAGCCGGCACCAACUGUGACGUGGAUGCAACAGAGCUGGACCAUGGAAUCGUCUCAGCGCGUCCAGGUCACCACCACUCAGUAUAAGUCGAGCAUGGAGAUCUCGUGCGUGACGUCCUCCGACGAGGGCAGUUACACAGUGGUGGUAGAGAACACAGCAGGUAGACAGGAGGCGCACUUCACCUUGACCAUCCGGAGACCGGUUCCCAAAAAAGAGGUAGAAGCCGUCAGAUCCCCUGAGCCAUCGGUAAAGUCACCGGAGCCUCCAGUCACCUCACGGCAUCCCUCUGUAGCUUCACCUGUCCCCAGCAUCAAGUCCCCCGAGCCUUCAGUCAAAUCACCAGCUCCAAGUGUGAAGUCUCCAAGUGUCAAAUCCCCUGAACCUGCAGGAGUCAAGACUCCAAUAGGAGUCAAAUCUCCUGAACCAGCAGGAAUCAAGACUCCACUUGGAGUCAAAUCCCCUGAACCUGCAGGAAUCAAGACUCCACUAGGAGUCAAAUCUCCAGAACCUCCAGGAAUCAAGACUCCACUAGGAGUCAAAUCUCCAGAACCUGCAGGAAUCAAGACUCCACUUGGAGUCAAAUCUCCAGAACCUGCAGGAAUCAAGACACCACGAGGAGUCAAAUCCCCCGAACCUGCAGGAAUCAAGACUCCACUAGGAGUCAAAUCUCCAGAACCUGCAGGAAUCAAGACUCCACUAGGAGUCAAAUCUCCAGAACCUGCAGGAAGCAAGACUCCACUAGGAGUCAAAUCUCCAGAACCAGCAGGAAUCAAGACACCACGAGGAGUCAAAUCCCCAGAACCUGCAGGAAUCAAGAGUCCACUGGGAGUCAAAUCUCCUGAACCUGCAGGAAUCAAGUCACCAAUAAGAGUCAAAUCUCCAGAACCUACAGGAAUCAAGACACCACUAGGAGUCAAAUCUCCAGAGCCUGCAGGAAUCAAGUCACCAAUAAGAGUCAAAUCUCCAGAACCUACAGGAAUCAAGACACCACUAGGAGUCAAAUCUCCAGAACCUGCAGGAAUCAAGUCACCAAUAAGAGUCAAAUCUCCAGAACCUGCAGGAAUCAAGACUCCAAGAGGAAUCAAGUCCCCAGAACCUUCAGGAAUCAAAUCCCCUCUGAGGGUGAAGUCUCCUCCUCCAAUCCUGUCCCCCAAGAGGGUUGUCUCCCCGCCCACCGUGAAAUCCCCCAUUCCGAAACCCCCCAAAGUCCUGAGUCAGCUGAAGGCCGAGGCCAGCGAGGGCUCGGUGAGGAUGUCCUGUGUCUGCGAGAGCAGCGUCAGGGAGGUGGUGUGGUUUGUGAAUGGCAGGAAGCUCUCCCAGAGCAGCCGCUUUGAGAUGCACUACUCUGAGGGCUCCUGCAGCCUCGUCAUCCACGACCUGGCAGACAGCGACCAGGGAGAGUACACCUGCGAGAUGACGUCCGAGGGAGGGGUCUCCAAAUCCUCCUUCUCAUUUAGCGGACAAGUGUUCCAGUCCAUGCGCCUGAAGAUCACCGCCUACCACGAGCAACAGCUGGCCAUCAAAGCCUCGGGAUCGAUGAUGAUGAGUCACAAGGAGUCAUCAUCGUCCAUGAGCUCUACCAUGAUGAUGAAGAAGGAAACACACAUGAUGGAGGAGUCGUCCUCUUUCUCCACGUCCUCCACCUCUGCCCAGCACGCCAUGAUGUCAUCCAUGAUGGAGUCCAGCUCUAUCAGCAGCAUGGCGGCCGAGAUGAAGCUUGAGACCAUGUCCAUGUCCAGCAUGUCCUCCAUGGCGUCUGAGAUGUAUGCCAUGAGUUCCGGCAGCUCGUCCCACAUGGAGGGAUCUUCGUUCAGAGCCAUCGGUUCUGCUCCCAGGAUCGAGGCUCUGCCCGAGGACAUCAGCAUCGAGCCGGGGAAAGUUCUCACGGUCACCUGCGCCUUCUCUGGAGACGCCAAACACAUCCAGUGGUGCCGCGGCGGCAGAGCCAUCGAGGUGACGGCCGGCGGACGCUUCCACAUCGAGACCUCGGAGGACCUGACCACCCUCAUCAUCACUGGGGUGAAGGAGGAGGACGCCGGUACCUACACCCUGAAGCUGUCCAGUGAGCUGGGGUCCGACUCGGCCACAGUCCACAUCAGCAUUCGAUCGGUGUAGAAACCCCAAAAAGCCACCCAAUAUCCAAAGGUCCCCCUUCCCCCACGUCGAUGCCUUUUUUUUAUUAGUCGAGCAAAAUGAUAAACGUGAAAAAGAUCUGGAUUCCUGUUCUUGUAAAUAUGAACUAUUUUUUCUACCAAUCUUGACAUUAAUUUAUGCCAAACUAGACUCAAAUCGAACGUUGUUAUAAAAUGUGCCAUAUUGGUUAUCUCUGACUGAGGAUUUUGAAUCAAUUUUUCUGACAUGUACAUAAUGUAUAUAGCCGAAUUGAACGGUUAUGGGAAAUGUAUGCAUUGUUAUUUAUGACAAUAAUAUAUGAACUGAAACUAAGUGAAACUAAGUGUAGUUUGACGGGAGAAAGUUCCUCGAGGAACGAAUACCCCGUCAGACGGAGAAACUAAACUCUGUGCCUCAACCACGCGUUGAAGUCUGAAGCUGCCUCGGCGGGUCGAGAGGCUCCCCGUCGACGUUACCGCAACCGAGACAGAACCUUCGUAGAUUCGUAAGCGGAGCGCGAGGUCCCAACCGCUGUUUGCUUCCUACCCUCGAGCACGCAGGGCGACCGGACCUCACCCUCCGACCGAUCUCGUCGUACCGCCAUUUCGAUGACGCGCUCACAGUGCGAGCGGCCUGCACUCCCUGAGCUGCCGUGUUCUUUUUGUUUGAGAGCUCCGCCUUUGGCUGGCCGACCGCCGGCUCGGGUCUCUUCUCUGAUCUCGGCGGAUCGAGAGAGUCCGUCCCCGCCGCUCGGCCUGCAGAGGCGGAGCUGCCUCUCGGAGGUCUGCAGAGUGUUUGUGUGGUACUUUUAGUUGUUUUAGGAGCCGGUCGAGCCGAGCAGCCGGAGCACCAACGGCCGGCGGCGCGAGGACGUCGCUCGGCUCUUUGACCGCCAACAGUCGUAGAGUUACGCAGCCUCCUUGAGUUUUAUCCAAGUAUUGAUUUAAUAAAGCAUGAUUAUCAGCACUA